CUCUGAUCUCAUCGCACAAGCCAGUCAGCUGCGAGCUGUCUGCCUCUCUCGUCAGCUGAUCCAGCAGGAGAGCUUUCCGUCUCUCAUUGACUCUUCUCCUCUCACUUCCCAAGUGGAUUCCUUCCUUCCUUUUUUUUUUUCAAAGAUAGCAGCAGCAACAAAACUCUUGCCGGGGAGUUUCUGGGUCAGGAGGAGGAUAUAUUCCGAAGGCUGGUCGGUGGGGGGAUUUAAAGCAAAACAACAACACCAACACACACAGCAGCAGCACCCAAGCCCACAAACCCAAACUGGAUUGCAUUGCAACUUUGCUGCAACUCCGCUCCUUCUGUUCCCUCCGUCCAGGAUGGCUUCCAAUUUUAACGACAUAGUGAAGCAAGGGUAUGUCAAGAUAAGGAGCAGACGUUUAGGAGUAAGUAUUUUUAUUUUUUUGAAAAACAAACAAACCAAAACCCUCCACUGGCGUUAUUGUACCGUGUUUGAUUUAUCAAUGGGUUGGUGUUGUUUAAUCACAGCGUUGGCCACGUGCGUUGUGUGCCGUUGUCCGAGGAUCUGAAAGGGAAAACAAGGUUGCAUGCUUUAUUUUUAUUUUAUUUUUGACUGUGCAAAGGGCCAGUCCUUUUCCAGGUCUCUCUCCACUGCCAUAUGUGCAUUAUAAAUAUAGAAGCAGCUUGCAGUGCCGUGCAAAGGACAUUUCUCGAUAACGCAUUCAAGCGGGGUGGAGGGAAGGAAAGCCUGCAAAAUCCACACUGCCUCUAAUGCUAUCUUUCCAGUGCCUUAGCUGUGUUUGUGUCUGGAGAAACUAGCAAGCUUUGGAAUGUCACAGAACUCUUCUGUUAUGGGGUUUGUGGAAGUGAGGCUCAUUUCUGAAGAUUUAUGAGCGUGCUUAGAUAAAUUUCUUCUCCAAUCAUAUUAGAAUUGUCUAAGGGAUCUCCUAGUCAGCCAGUAUCCCUUCUUAACUUUUCACUUUCAGAAGAGAAGCCAGCAAGCAGACUUUAGGACUCAGUGGUUCAGUGCCCAUGCGCAGUUCCCAUUCAUUUCAAUGGGGCUCGCCCAAACGAACUUCCUGGCAGAUUAAGAGUGUUGUAGCACCUUAGAGAUAAGCAGCCUCAUGCUGGACAAGCUCGCUCAGAAAUAAGCCCUGCAGGAUCCAGUGACAUUUACACCCCAAUAAAUAUGCCGCGGCAGUAAAUUCAGUGGUAUUUUUGCAUGCAAAAGGUCUCUGGUGAAACCCCUGGCAUCUCCAGGUAAGGCUAGGAAAGAUCUCUGUCUGGAACCCUGGAGAGUCAACAGUAAACCAUAUGGACCAAUGGUAUGAGUCAGUAUAAGGCAGCUCCUUACAUUCCUAUGCUGCCUUGAACAUUGAUAAAGAAAGCAGAGAUAUAAUUUUUUUGAAUAAUGAUCAACAACGUAAUAUGCCUUGAUGACAGGCAGCAGUAAUGCAUUUGUUUCUGAGCCAACAUGCAAGGGUGCUACUGUGGACAUGGACAGUCCUAUCUAUGUCCAAUCAGAAUUAAGUCCCAUUGACUGAAAUCCCAUUGACUCCAUACUACAACCCAUUAAGUGUGUAUAGGAUCUCAGGCUGCAUUAGCUGGCGCAGACAUCAAGCUACAACGGGAAUGUAAAAUUCACAUUGGCCGCAAUGUGACAAAUAUGUAAAAUUCACAUUGGCUGCAGUGUGACAAGUGCAGUGUGUAGGUAAUUGGAAUGACAGUUCUUGAAUAUCAUGGUCUCAUAUUAACAAAUCACCUGUUUGAAGGGACACAUGUCUUGCUACCUGACUAAAUAUUAGAUGUUCCUUUCAAAUGUGUAUUGCUCAGCAUGGAUACAGGUGCAAAUGUGAGGAUGUCAUUUCCUACAUACAUGGCACUUGUCGGAAGCCUCUGCAAUGCAUCUUUAGGUCUAAGUUUCGGUGUCAAAAUGUUACCAAGAAUGCCCCCUCCAUGCAACAUUUGGUACCUAAAAAAAGCCACAGUCUUUAGUGUGCUAAGUGAGCAUGCAACUCUGUACUUGGUUGGAGAGUUUGAGGAAACAGAAACCUAUACUAUUCCAGUGGGGUUGAUAUUGUACAGAAGUGCUGGCUAUAAAUGUUCACAAAGUUUCAUGGUAUGGAAGGUGUGUGUGUGUUUGUGUGUAUGUAGAAGAAAUACCUUGCAGGAACAUGUGUGUGUUUAAAGAUAUAUCUCUAGACCGGUGCCUUAUUGAUUGCAACAGAAAAUGAUGCCUUAAUUUCCUGGUUUGGCUAUACAUUUUACAUUUAAGCAAUUAUUUCAUUUAUUUACACUUCUGUUCCAUUUUGUACUCUAGGUUCAUGGAGGUUUAUGUAGCAAACCUAUGAUAGUCUUAACUCCGCCAUCAUGCUCUCUGCCACACAAUGUUGAACUACAGUGAUCCAUAUUAGGACUGGGUUCUGGAAGUCUUGGGUUCAAAUUUGAGGGAGGCACAUAGUUCAAUGGUAGAGCACAUGCAUUGCUUGCAUAAGAUUCUGAGUUCAGUCCCAGGCAUCUCCAUGUAGUGCUAUGUGAGACUCUUAUGUGAAAAUCUGGAGAGCUGUUGUCAGUCAGUGUAGACGUUCCUGAGCAAGAUGGACCAAUGGCAGCUUCUUAUGUUUCUAUUCUCACCCAUUGAUGAAUUUACUUGAUAGACGUUGGCAGCUCACUAUAGUUCUGCCUUGGUUCUUCCAUCUGCGAAAUGAGAACUAUGACCGAUCUUGGAGAUUGCUCAUAAAGAACAUAUAACUAAGGUGUCUCAUGUGGCAAGGAGCAGAGAAAAAUAGGUGAUGCCUGAAUUUCAGAUCUGAAUUGCAAGUUGACUCCUAGAGUUCUCACUAGGAAUGGGAUAAAUGCAAGAGAUGUGUACAAAAAUAUACCAAUGGUUUUUCAUCUAUGGCAGCAUUUGAAUGGCCUUGGAAAAAGAAAUAUAGGAGAAAUAAGAUUAACGGUACAAAUUGUUGUAAGAAUGUAUUAGAAAAUAUAUAAAGAAUAGAUUAAUAAUGGUAGGUAUUCAAUAUUAGAAUAAAAGCAUACAUGGGAAUUGACAGGAAGUCCAAAGUUUUUGUGAUAUUUUUUGUUAAUAACUUUUGUUAAUAAUCUUUGUUAACAGCCGCAUAAAAAGUAGGAUAAACACAGCUGAAGCUUAAGGUUUAUAACUAUGUAAGAAAAGACAUAUAUAUAUAUAUAUUGGUGUGUGUGUAUAUAUGAUUGAAAUCUCAAUUUACUCUACAAGAUGUACUAUAUAAAAAAAAGUUAAGGAGCCACAGAAUAGUCACUUCCAAUGGUACAGUAAAUGUGGAAAGGUGGCCUGUUGGGAGAAGGAGAUAAAGCUUGCUAGUUAUUAAAAGUUUCAAACAGAUGAUGCCUUGUGAAGAUCAUAAUGAAAUAUGCCAAAUUGUACCGUGUGCUAGGGCCCUCAGGUACAGUUCACAUUAAAUUGUCACCUCAGGUGUGGUAAGCUUUCUGUGAUUAUUGUGCUCAUCUAUGGUGUUACCCUUGUUAGCUUUGCUGUCAUUUUUUAAAAAAGUGUUUGAAACAAACACAGCAAAAUGGUCAGUGCUGCUGCUAUCAUUAUAUUGCUAAUUAAUUAUGUUUUGCACCAGGUGUAAUGAGAAAAAAACCACCACCAGGUGCUUGUUUAGAUGGGAGCUCAGGGAUUAUACAGGUGGAAAGAGGUGCUUAUAUUUUUGUCCAGGACACCUUAUAUUGAAUUCAUGGUGUGGAACAGACCGUCUUGCCAGAGUGGUGCAUCCUCUAUAGUUAUCUUCUGCUUGGACUACUGCAAUGCGUUCUACGUGGGGCUACCUUUGAAGGUGACUCGGAAACUGCAAUUAAUCCAGAAUGCGGCAGCUAGACUGGUGACUGGGAGUGGCUGCUGAGACCAUAUAACACGGGUCCUGAAAGACCUACAUCGGCUCCCAGUACACAAUUCAAAGUGUUGGUGCUGACCUUUAAAGCCUUCAGUGGCCUCGACCCAGAAUACCUGAAGGAGCGUCUCCACCCCCAUCAUCCAGCCUGGAUACUGAGGUCCAGCACCGAGGGCCUUCUGGCGGUUCCCUCCCUAUGAGAAGUGAAGUUGCAGGGAACCAGGCAGAGGGCCUUCUCAGUAGUGGCGCCUGCCCUGUGGAACGCCCUCCCAGCAGAUGUCAAGGCAAUAAACAACUAUUUUACUUUUAAAAGACAACGAAGGCGGCCCUGUUCAGGGAAGUUUUUAAUGUCUGAUGCUGUAUUGUUUUUAAUAUUCGGUUGGAAGCCACCCAGAGUGGUUGGGGAAACUCAGCCAGAUGGGCGGGGUAUAAAUAAUAAAUUAUUAUUGUAUAGUUGAUACCUAUUGGAAAAAUUCCCCCUCCCCCAAACUGUAUUGUCUAUUUGAUUUGUUCACCUAUGUAUUUAUAAGCUGUUAUUUCCUAUAAUAAAACAUGGAUGCCUACGGAGAUGCGAAAGGAAAAGGGAAAACCUACAAAUUCAGUACUGCUAUGCAUUUCCUUUAAAGUUAAAUAGAAUAGUUAGAAUUAAUGGAGUCCAGGAGACAUUAUUUUGGAGAAAGAGGAUGUCACUGUGGCUCCUGGAGAUGAGUUUGUGGUUGCUUUCUGCCUCUGUUCCCAUUGCUGUGAAUUAAGCCAUGGUUGGCUUAGCAUGUUGUCCAAUCCCAGGCUCGUAGUUUCUCUUGCUUUAGACAAACCAUAAGCUGUAACCAAACUUUGUUCUUGGCUUACAGUUUGUGCUUUGCCUGGAAGAGACAAACUACAAGGCUGGGUUGGGAUGACACCCUAAUUGAAACCAUGGCCUAGUACGAAGCAAGGUAGCAGCAGAAGGGCUGAGGCACCAACUUCGGCCCCCACUGUGGGUGCCCAACGUUGGCAUGCACUGUGCCAUGCCCUAGUGAAGUUGUGACAUGGCAUGAUGUCAUCAUGUCAUGUUGUGAUGCCACUGCCGUGUAGCACUCUCCGGUGCUGUAGCAGCAACUGAACCAGAGCGAAUCUCAACUAAAACAUCUGUAACAUUCAUGACUUGCUUUGAUACAACAUCAUUCUAGCCUCCCUGGAAUUAGAUCUUGAAUACAAUAUCACAAGCACAUGGAAUCAGAGAUAGGAAUAGUGGGUGUGAACGGUGAGUGUUGAGGCCAAAGACUUAUUCCUAAUGGUUUCAGUGUGAUCUUGUCUCAUAUUAAGCCACAGUUCUCUUUAUUUAUUUGUUUACUAUUUUAUGUUAUAGUCUUCUUUGGUCAUGAUGGUGGGUCAAAAAAAGUAAGAGUUAAAAUAAGUAGCAAUGUACAAUUAAAAUCAUAGUAUAAAAACCAGAAAAAAUAACCAAUAUUGGUAUAACAAAAUGACAGCACAGAACUGUAGGACCACACUGGAGGAGGAGGCAGAGGAGGAAGGAAGAUGUCCCCUCAGUCCAAGGCCUGAGGUGCCCCUUGACCAAAGAGGUACAACUUGACCAAUAAUCAAAAAGCAUAACUGAUGGAACAAGACAGACCUCAUAGGGGAGGUCAUUUCACAACCUGGGGGACACCACGGAGAAGACCCUGUCACAUGCUACCACCUCUUGAACCAUGGAGGGUGGCAUCUCAGCCAACCAGGCCUCUGCUGCUGAUCUUAACAUCUGGGCAGAUUGAUGUAGGAUGACACACUUCUUCAAAUAUUUGGGGCCCAAGUUGUUUAGAGCAUUGGCAUGUGACACAGGGAAUUAUGGCUCAAUGUGGGUUAACAAUUGAGGAAAAUAAACCAGGAUUAGUUAUUCACUAUUAUAUUAUAUAAGAGCAGGUACCUUAAUUUCCUUAUUUUCUUCUUCCUUUGUCCUUCCUCAUCCAUUCUCCUUUGACAUUAUAAAUAUAUUAUAUAAAUAUAUUACACUCUAAUUGAUUUUUUUAAAAAAAAAUGGCACAUAGUCUAAUAGUCAUAAUGCCAAAGGAUGAGGAAGAAGAAAAUAAGGAAAUUAAGGUACCUGCUCUUAUAUAAUGAUAUAGAAUGAAAUUAUAAAAUAGCCACUGAUGAACUUAGUUUGGGGAGAGGAGAGGUGACUAAUUGCAUUUGGUCCCAUCCAAGCCAGUGGUAUGAGCCUCACUCUUGUUAUCUGUGAUAAGACAGGACACAAAGUCCUGCUAAACAUUUGAACCAGCUGAAAUAUAUAUAUAAACAAGUUUUUGCUUGAAGGCCACAGUAAGUGAAUAUACAUGUAGCAGGAAAGGGAAUUACAGAAAUGAUAGCUGGUGGCUAAUUUAAAAAUCUGAUUUGGGUUAUUUACUGUUAGUAAAAGUGCAAUUUUACAUUCCAUUUGAAACGGGCAAUUAGCAUAUUCAUUUAAUUAAAAAAAUAGUUGCCAUGGAAGCAAUAGUAUCACAUCCUCCUUCCAAAGAAAAGUAAAAUUAUCGCAUUGCCUCUCUAAAAUACCAAAUUCUUAUAGAAAAUCCAGGAAUCUCAAGGCUGUUGUUGUCAUCAUUUUCAUUAUCAUUCUGCAAAUUUUUUUAUCUGCCUUUUGACUUCCAAAAGGCCCCCCAAUGUGGCAUCCAGAUUAAAAAAACCGCAACAAAACAAUAAAAAAUGAGAUAAAAAACAAACACAGUACAUCAAUUAUAUGAUUUAAACUAUAUGUGCACCUUCUGGUUAGGAUCCCCAAACAAUGACUCAGUUUCUCCCCCUCGUAAGUGAAAUACCUCUGAGCAUCUACAGAAUGCUCUUCCUUAGUAAAUGGAAUGUGCCAUGAAGUGGCUUUGGUCCUCUGCUUCAAUUUCAGCAUGUAAUCUAAGGGCCAAGGUAGUUUUAAAAAACUCUUAAAAUCAGCUAGGGAAGCCGAAUGCUGAACACCUCACCCACUAAAAUUACCCCACCCCCUGCUGCAAGCUGUUAUUAGCCCUUCUGGAGAGAAAAAGAUCGCAGAGGGUUGAACUAGGUGAUCCUUGGUGUUCCUUGCAACUCUCUAUUCUAUGAUUCUGUGAUUGAAGGAGAAUAUUUCAGCUGGGAAAUAACACUGGGGGUGAGGAUUAAACACUCCCUGUUCCAAUGCUUGUUCUCCAUUGCUGAUUAUAAGUUAAAAACAGCUGGGAACAUUGUCCUAAUGUUGUCCUGGUUUAGACAAUACCAUACCCUCCAACAUUUCUCAGAUGAAAUUCUCAGAUGUCUCAUUCCAUAACGAUAAUUUCACUAUUUAUACCCCACAUAUCUUAUUGGGUUGCCCCAGCCACUCUGGGCAGCUUCCAACAUACAGUGGUACCUCGGGUUACAUAUGCUCCAGGUUACAUACACUUCAGGUUACAGAUGCCGCUAACCCAGAAAUAGUGCUUCAGGUUAAUAAUCGUGCUCUGGCAGCGUGGCGGCAGCAGGAAGCCCCAUUAGCUAAAGUGGUGCUUCAGGUUAAGAACAGUUUCAGGUUAAGAACAGACCUCCGGAACGAAUUAAGUACUUAACCCGAGGUACCACUGUAUAUAAAAACACAAAACAUUAAACGUUAAAAAAACCUUCCUUAUACAGUGGUACCUUGGGUUACAGAUGCUUCGGGUUACAGACUCCACUAACCCAGAAAUAGUACCUCGGGUUAAGAACUUUGCUUCAGGAUGAGAAGAGAAAUUGCACAGUGGCAGCGCGGCGGCAGCAGGAGGCCCCAUUAGCUAAAGUGGUGCUUCAGGUUAAGAACAGUUUCAGGUUAAGAACGGACUUUCAGAACGAAUUAAGUUCUUAACCCAAGGUACCACUGUACAGGAUUGCCUUCAGAUGGCUUGGAGGCUGGAUAACUCCAUACUCUCCAACAUUUCUCCCAUGAAAGUAGGGACAUCCUAAGGAAAAGCAGGACAUUCUGGGAUUAAAUCAGAAACCGGGAUGUCUUCUCUAAAUCAGGGGUGUCCCUGGAAAACAGGGACACUUGGAGGGUCUGCAAUACACAUGCUACAUAUGCUUGUGAGACUGAAUGAUCUGUAAUCACAAUAUUAUGUUGCCUAUGCAAUAUAUUAUACAGUUAUUUAUCUGGACUAUGAAAACUGAAUCCAAAGGGCACUUUCUGCUCUCUACCUAGAUCUGCCUUCCUGUAACUCACUGCUUCCUGUUCUAUUGUCAGUGGAAGGGAUGAGCUACUAUAUUACAUCCUUCCAUACUCAUUCUACUAUUUGUAAAAUGAUCACCAUUUCUCUCUUCCAGUGCUUCAGUCUAAUUACGGGUGAUUCCAUUGGCUGCCUCUCCUACGGUUUUCCUGCUAGAUCUUGUAUCAUCCUUGCAGGUGUCCUGAGAACCUUGUAUGGCUUGUCAAAAUCCACUGCCACAUACUUGGGGGGGGGGUGUCCUUGUGUUCAGAAAUAACACCGUCUUUUCCCACCAAUUGUAACAUGAAGAAGAAUCCCAGGCGGAGAGGCUUCUGUUAUAUAUAGAGUGUGAACUGCUAAGACCUGAGCAUUCCAUAGUGACUUCCUUCCUGCAUCUUUGAUAUCCUCUUUAAUGGGGCAACCUGAGGACAAGACUUGGAACUGGCAGGGCUUGAUCUUGGAUGCAAGCUGCCAAAUGUGUUCACAGACCAGUUUAGAGCCACCCACUGCUGUUUCUGGCAGAGGACUCUGAAUUCUACCUUGCUCCCCACUUCCCUGUCCUGCUGCUUCUGCAAUGAUUACAAUUUUAUCGACCAAUAAAAUGACAGUUAAGGAGUUACAGACUUCCAAAGGGGCAGUAACAGAGCUAUGGGCACCAGGCACCCAGCUGAUGCUCACCAGGCCUUGCAGUGCACCAAGAUUAAUUGAGCUCAUGUACCUUCCAUGAGCUAGUCAGCCCCAUUCCCAGGUGUGUGCAAAACGGUUGCAUCUCUAAAAUAACCACAUGGAUUUUGUGAUCAUGCAGGAAUUUAUCUGAACAUUAAAGUUGUUUCUUGUCUUUCAAUCCUAUGCAGUGGUAUCUCGGGUUACAUACACUUCAGGUUACAGACGCUUCAGGUUACAGACUCCACUAACCCAGAAAUAGUACCUCGGGUUAAGAACUUUGCUUCAGGAUGAGAACAGAAAUUGUGCUCUGGCGGCGCAGCAGCAGCAGCAGCAGGAGGCCCCAUUAGCUAAAGUGGUGCUUCAGGUUAAGAACAGUUUCAAGUUAAGAAUGUACCUCCAGAAUGAAUUAAGUACUUAACCCGAGGUACCACUGUACAUAUUUCUGUUAAGCAGAGCAUUAGUUUGUUUUCUUUCCCUUUGGGCACUCCCUGCAAAGUUGGGUUGUUUUAUUUGAUAUUACUGUCAAAUUCUUCCACUCUAAUACUUAUUAAUGGCCAGGUCUAACUUCUUUAUCACCCACUAUACCCACCUGUUUAUUUUGUGUUUCUAUCUUAUUCUGUUAUAUUCAUUCUCUCGCUUGCUCUUUGAUCAGAAAUUCCUUUUUGUUGAUAACAUUUUGCUAGAUUCCUGUGUUUUUUCAAAUGUGUCGUACUUCUAAAACAUAGUGUCUUCUGUUCCCUGACCCCCAACACCUAUCCCACAGUUAAAUGUGCAGUGAUCCUUGCUGCACAUGCCUGCAAGUGGCCUGUAUCUGAAACCUUUCUGAAACAAUACACCAGGGGACAUAAGAACAACCACCCAGUAGCUCCUUCUAUGCCCCCACUUACCCAAAUUGCAUUGAGAUAAUAAGGCAGUAAAUGUCCAGUCGCUGACAAAUCCAGCAUGGAUCAGUAAUGGUCCAUUGUUAGGGAGCAUUCAGGGCUGUGUCAGUGCAGUUUGCCUCUGAAUACCAGUUGCUGGAAACUGUGAGAGGGGUUUGGGGCUUCCUAUAGGCAUCUGGUUGGCCCCUGUGAAAACUAGACUUUAAGCCUGAUCCAUCAGGGUUCUUCUCAUGUAAUCUGCUAAUCCCUUGACUGGCAGGAGAGAAAGGCAUAUCUGCCUCAGAAUAGUGCCCCUCUUAGUGUGUUACACAUUAUACCAGUUACCUGGUUUCAUCUUCUUUGCCAGUAUCAUUGACAGGAGCGAGCCAGCAGUAAAUUACACUGAGUAAAUUGGAGUUAAUUCUUGAUUAGCAAAAAUGGGAUCUGCACAGGAGUGUCAUGUCUAUUGAGCACAGCAACUCAUCUCUAGCAGGUCUUGUUGUAAAGACUGAAGGUCCCUGCCCCUCCACAGCUGCCUAAAUCCUGUCCUCCCCUGGGUUUCCCCCAAGUAAUCUGAGACUAUGCCUGUGUGAAGCUAACUACUCUGCCCUCUUCAUGCCUCUCCUGGUUCUGGGAGACCAGGAGAGAGGGGAGCUUGUUGCAGCAGCAGCAGGAGACACCUGUGCCUCUUCACCAGCUGGACUCCUCUCUGCCUCUUGGCCUCCCCACUCUCCUGCUUCUGGACUUCUCUUUGCCACAGACUCUUCCAGCAAACCCAGUUUACCUCUUCAGCUUCUGAUACCUCCUCCCAGUCUUCUCCCUCUGACCACUCAGCAUCGUCCCCCCUCCCCCAUGUCUUGGAGCCUUCUUCCCUUGGGGCUUCCUCACCUGGUUUCUGUUAUGUAUCUCACCCUGGGCCAGCAGGGGGAUACUGUAGAUAGUUUUCACUCAGGUCCACAUAUGCCAAUAAGGAAUUGAAAGUGACGUUCAGUGAUUGGAUAGUUACAGAAAGUUGUUACAGUUGCGUUGUAGUGGAGCUCUAUAUAAGCAGGCUGGCUGAACCCUUCAGUUCAGUUCUGUUCUGGGUCUGUGAAUAAGCAAGAGCUGUUUGAAGAAUCGCUGUGUCGUCUGAUAUGUUCACCCACAACUUAACAGUUUCUCUCACCAUUCUCCUGUGCCCAACCAGUCCAUGACAAUCAUUAAGCAGCACAACUUGAAACCUUUCAAGCCAACUGCAGCUUGGCUGUGUAAAUAACUGAUCUGAUUUUGCUGUUUAUCUGGGACUGUAAAUACAGAAUGUGUGUGUGUGUGUGUGUGUGUGUGUGUGUCAGGCACCUACAGAAGAUAAUAUGUGGCUAGUAUGCUGUGUUUGGCUUGCUGGGACACAAGUCAUUCAGACUUGCUUUAAUUUCCAAUCCCCAAAUGUACAGGGGUUUUAUUUAUCUCUUGGUAUUUCAACACACGCCAUCUUUAGAAUGUAAAUUAGGACUUUCUUCUAUUGCCAAUUUUUUUGACAGGCCAUUUGUUUGAUUUCCCUGUUUUGCAAUUAUUAGAGAACCAAGGGGGAAACCGAGAGAGUGCGUGAGAGAGAGCACACUGUGAUUUUUAAAUUCACCGUGCUCGUGUUGGAUGCUUUUCUGCACGACCUGCUUGUGCUGACUCUUAGUGGUGUGUAAUUUGUAAUUCCAGGCCAUGUUUUCCCCCAAGAUUCCAUGGAUUUAUGUUUUAGCCACAUCAUAACGGAAAAUUUGCCAAGACAAACCGCUAGCUGUCAUUGAAGAUUUACAAAAGAAUAUUUUUUAAAAGUUAAUCUUGAAGCAGCAUCUUGGGAAAAGUUGCAAAGUGCUUUCAUGCCUCAGAGAUGAUGGUUCAUGUGUCAGAUGAGCUAAAAAAAAUGAUUCUUAUUCUUGAAAGAAGUUAAAAGUUAUUAAAGUUAUUAUUAUAGCUGAUCAUGUUUGCCAAGCCUGUUUUAGGAUUGUAGAACAGAGAUAGCAGACAUAUUUCUGCAAGUGUCUGAAUUGUUAAGAGUUGCUUUGGUCAUCUUUGGCAUUCUGUUGAAUGAUUUCCCUUUGGAAGGAUUUCCACAGUGUGCGUAACAGAAAUAAAUACUUAUUCAUUCCUUUGGAAAAAAAGAAAUUAUUAUUAUUAUUAUAUUGAUUAAAUUUUUACUUGCUUUAAGGUGCCCAAGGCAGUCCAAAGCAACUUACAACCAAAUAUAAGUGCCUGUGUAUUAUAUAUUUACCUAGUCAGAUAGGUUUUCAUUGGAGAACAUUUGGCAAGUUGUGAUAACCAAUCUGGUUUUAGUCUGUUAUUUUUAUUCUGUGUAUUUUAGCUUUUAAUGUGUUGUCAUGACUUUCAUGUGUGCGGCCUCGGGCACUUUUAAUAAAUAUUUGGUAUCGAAUAGGCCACAAGAAAGGUGACAAGUGAGCCUCUUUGAGAAGAGUAUUCCACAGCUGGGGUGCCACCACUGAGGAGGCCCUUUCCAUUGUAGUUAUUGUAACAGAACACUUCUCAAACAAUAGUAUGUUUUGCAUUUAUCCAGGACAGCUUGUAACUUUCAGCCGGCGCCUGGUGGUAUAGCUCAAAGCUAAGGGGUGCUUCCUCAAAGUAGCAGCUUUGUGUUCAGCAAGACAUUCUCCCUGUUUCAUAUUCCUGCCUUAGGCUGUAACUGGCUUGGAUCCAUCCCAUUCAUGCUGGUGUCAUUGGUCCAUCUAACUCAGUAUUUUCUACACUGACUGGCAGUGGUUGGCCAGUAUUUCAGGUUACAGAUUCCACUAACCCAGAAAUUGUACAUCGGGUUAAGAACUUUGCUUCAGGAUGAGAACAGAAAUCGCGUGGUGGCGACAGGGCGGCAGCAGGAGGCCCCAUUAGCUAAAGUGGUACCUCAGGUUAAGAACAGUUUCAGGUUAAGAACAGACCCCCAGAAUGAAUUAAGUUCUUAACCCGAGGUACCACUGUACUGAAGAUUAACCUCAGACUUCCUGCAUGAAAAGCGGAUUUUCUACCAUACAGAGAGCUACAGCAUUCCUGUCAAUCACUGUUCUCAUGUGAAGUCAGGACCAGAAACCAGGCCAAGACCUAGAGAUGAUUUUGCAUCAUCAAGGCAAAGUCCUAGGUGCAAAAGGAGGCAUUUACAUCCCUUCCUGUUGAGGAGAGAUAGUGCCCAGUCUUGAAUGGGAGUGACACUAACCAUCCUUCAUUUUCUAGGAGUAUGCUCCAACCUGUAGACCUGAUGGCUCAUCAUCCUACAAGGCCAGUUGUGCAGAGAGCCAAGGGUUCCUGAAGCCAGUGCUUUUUUCUGGGAGUACACAUACCCCUAAAUAUUUUGUGAAUCUAAGUUUGAACUCAUUGAGGGGCAGUAUUUCAAAUAUGAGUAGGAGAAUGAGAGUACAUUCAUACCUCAUGUUACGUUUGCUUCAUGUUACGUUUUUUCAGGUUGCAUCCCGCAGUGACCUGGAAGUACCGGAAAGGGUUACUUCUGGGUUUUGCUGCUUGCGCAUGCGCAGUAGUGCUAAAUCGCGCUUUGCGCAUGCACACAAGCACCAAAUCACGCUGCGUACAUGCGCAUAUACGGUGCUUCAUGUUGUGAACGGGCCUCUGGAACAGAUCCCGUUCGCAACCGGAGGUGUCACUGUACCCCUUUAAAGAAAAAAAGCACUGCCUGUAGCCCCUGUAGCGCCUCACAAGAGGAACCACAGCUGCCUGUAUUUUAAAAGUCUAGGUUGUGAGGUGAUAACUCCAAUUUACUGCUUCUCAGUGACUCAGUGCUUAAGCCUUUAGAGUAGUUAUUCCCCACUAAAUUUUGUGGAAAAUGAUUUGCUGGUUACUAGUGACAAUUAAGGGAAGUUGCUUAAAGUAAUGCAUGCCAUUGGCUAUUUCCUUUCUAUUCUUCAUUGGCGGAGCUUAAUUAAAUGGACUUGCAUUGAUCCAAAUCAGCACAGGAGCUGAUUGAAAGUAAUCCAGUUACUUUAUAUAGAACAUUUAGAUGACAACUUCCAGGGCAGAACCUUCCCAGGGCGGACUGUGUCAGAAACUUAAUGCAUAAUGCAUCAUAUAUCAGCAAAGGCAGUGUCUCAAAGAAAAACAUUAAAGCAUGAACUUUUUGCGCCAGUAACACCAACAGUCAACAAACUGGGGAGGUUUUCGAGAAAGUUAUGAGAGUGGAAAAGGUCAGGGAGAUAAAUCAUAUGUGGGCAAAUGGAAAUAGCAAGGUAUUUUAGAAAAGCCAGUUAAGGCUGCAGUUCUGAGCACUCACACUGAGAACUCGUUGGAAAGUCGACGUGUUUAGAUCAGGCUGCAAGAUGAUUAUAAUACUCAAACACAAAAUAUAAUGUUCUAAAAGGGAGCAAUUGUUCUCUUGAUCUACUGAGAGAAGCAGCAAUAGCAAUGCUGUCUGGGCUAUAAGAUGACAAUUUAAACUGAGCUGCUCACCGGAACAAACAACUGAGAGGGCGUAUGGAAUUUCCUUCCCAAGAAAAGAUGGAGCAGACAUCUGCCAGGAAUGGUUCACGUUUACAACGUGGCACCUUAGGAAACGGCUGUGGUCCCAUCUACGUUUUACAUUUAGUUUCAAAAGGGAAGGCCUUGAUUUGAACUGGGUCUCAGGCAGUAGUAAGGGAGAAGGAGAAUGCUAGGGAGUUCAGCGUGGAACUUUUUCCAUAGCAGGAGUGAUGAUGUCAACAAUGAGAGCAGCAGGUUAUUUGAUGGAGCCUUCUUGCUUUGGAAAACGAAUGAGUUGACGGCGAGGCUUUCAAGUUUGUUUUCAACAGAUCAGCAUAGAGGAAGGCCAUAGGGUGAAGCUGGUUAUUUAUUCCCUUUUCUUUAAUGCAGUUUAAAUGGUUGUACUUCUUUGCAAGUUGUUUUUGUUUCCGAUUGAAUGCCUCAAAGCAGUGGUUCCCAAUUGGUGGUCUGUGAACCCCAGUUGUUCUAUAUAACCCACCCAGGGUGUCUGUUGCACCAUUCACAUAACAAAAACUAUUGUAGAGAUAUCAAAAUUUUCAAAAAUAGUGGGUUAAUGGCUUGGCUUUUGAAAAACAGGGGGGCUGCUGUCACGGUUGCCAUAGCUUCCAGAAAAUUUUCAAAAAUUGGCAAUUUUGAGUUUCAUUUCCCCCAAAAUCUCAAGAACUUUUGAAUUUUACUUCUAGAAAUAUGGCAAUCCUACUGUUGUACUUAGCUAAUUGGAAACCACUGCCUUACAUAUUGCAUGUCAGCUGACUGAAUAUCUUUUUUUUUUUAAGUUCAGUGUGCUGCCAGAAGUCAGCUCUACUGAGUUUGGUGGAGUUUACUCCAAAGAAACUAUGCAUAGAAUUGCAGUCCUAAUGGUCCUGAUAAAUUGGAUAUUAUGCUAUUUAUUGGUGCUCGUGUUCUCUAUCUACCUCUAUCCAUUCAGCAGCCUGCAUUUUGGGACUUUCCCUGAGGGACAUGCCUAUAGACCAUAGCUAUCAACUUUCAGAUUUGAAAAUAAGGGAUCAGUAGCCUCAAAAAUAAGGGAUCAGCAGCCUCACCUGUCCCAGGGACAGUCUACAGGAUAUCUAAUAAUCCGAGAUAGCAAUGGGAAGCAGCGGGAAACGGCGCUGGAAUAAGGGAAUUUCCUGCAAAAAAAGGGAAGGUUAACAGCUAUGAUGUAGACAUUUAUUGGGACUGUGGCUGCAGCUGGAGCCAUUAUGAAAAUUUACUACUAUACCACAGAGUGCAGAGGAAUUUGUGAAGAGUGCUUCUGAGCAUGUACAGGUUACAUAUAGCUCAUUACUAAGUAGCUGCAACCAUCUUCCCCCUCCAGGCAGAAACAUGGCAUUUGCCUUUUUCAGAGACAGACCACGGUGUAGAACUUUUGGGGCCUCUUCUCAUAUAUGUACAGUAUAUAGGAUAACCAAGAAUAAUUGGAGUGACUAACUGGGGAUUAGAUUAAUUUUUGUGGAGUUGAUGGACUUUUCUUUCCAUUUUCAUUUUCUUGAGUCAUCAGCAAGUAUGGCCAGGGCCCACGCUUCUAAAAUGACUCAGGGCUUUGUUUACCGCUGUACCACUCAUCUCUUUAGGUAACAGGCUACGUAGAAACGUAAAGAAAUUCAUGAAGGGUGUUUCCGAGAAUAUAUGGGUUACACUUUGUUCAUGACUAAGCUGCUAUCAUCUUCCCCCUCUGGGCACCUAGGUCAGAAUGUGCGCUUUCCACACACUUUUGAACACUGGCACUUGCCUUUUUAGAAACAGACCCAAAGUGUAAGACUUUCAUUUUUUUUUUUUUUAAUGUAAUAUUUAUUGGUUUUACAAAAAUUCCAAAACAUACAAAAAUACAGGAUUUUAAAGACAAAAAACAACAAUAACAGUGACAAAAGGAAAACAAAAAAUAACAGUAACCAUAAAAGAGAAAAACAAAAGAGAAAAAGAAAAAGAAACAGAAAAAUUUAAAAAUUUAUACUUUCAUUUAACCUUCUUAUCUUUCCUUGGUUUUUUGACUUCCCCGCACCUCCCCACUUGUAUUUCCUUUUAAAAACUCCUUUCAGCACAUCCUUACCCUCCUUCCUUUAUCUUAACUCAAGAAACUUAAUCUAUUUAUAUAUAGAUAUUUUUACAACCUUAUCAAUCAAAUAUUCCAUGCUCUUAAACGCGAGGUUUUUGCCAAUACCAAUUAUUUUCAAUCAGACCUCAAUUUAACAUUCAUUAAUUUUAUAGUAUUUCUGUAAAUAGUCUUUAAAUUUCUUCCAAUCUUCCCAAAGUGUAAGACUUUCAAGGCUUCUUUAUCCAUCUGCAAGAUAACCAGCAAUAAUUGGGGUGACAUACUGUGGAUUUGAUUCAUAUAGUUUUUUUUGGAACUGACAGAUCUUUCAUUGCACUGUCUGCAAAUAUGAUCGGAGUCCCACGCUGCAAGAGUGACUCAGACUUUUGCUUCAGUGAAAUUAAUGUCACUGGUUUUAAUUGAAAUUAUUGAUCCAUUAGGAUGUUUACACCAUUUACUUCCUGGUGCCUAAACUGCAGAGGAUUAAAUAAUUGGACUCCUCAUUUGUUUGAUGUCAACGAAGAAAACGUUGGUUCCAGUGAACUUACUGAUUUAGUUUGGAGCGUGGCGAGGGAAGGAACCCUUUUCCAUCUGAGAGCUGCAUUCCUUCCAGGGCUGCAUGCUGGCAGGGGAAAAGUCCAGAAGCAAAAGUGGGAAGAUGAGACUCUUAACCUUGAUACAGUAGGCUACAUUCCAGCUGUGCAAAAGUCAGAUAUACAGACACAUGCACACACCUCUCUCCUCCAUCAAGGCAAGCAAAGGGUAUUUUUUGCUCAAAGAAUAGCACUGGAUGGGGUCAUGGAGCAGGGCCAGUGAGGGGUGUGGCCUGGAGAAAGUGGGUGUGGCCCAGUGUGGGGGAGGGGCAUAGCCUAAGGAGAGCCCUGAGCAUCAGACGGAGAUUCCUGGACAAUUGCAUUUGGUCCCCAAGACGUCGGUUCCCUAUCCCUGGUUAAGAGUAUGCUUUCCAAUUUCUUCUUUUCUUCAAGUAUAUGUAUGUAUACGAUAAACUCAAUUUAAUAAUAUUGAAUGGCGUAGCUUAUUAUAGCAGCAAGGGGGUUCUGAUCACGGGGCACAUCUGUUAAGGCCUUGGUCUUAGCUUCUAAUUUUCUGGCUUUGUGGAGCUCGAGUGAACAUCAGACAGCUCUAACUCUGAACUUAAACCAGCAGAGGGUUGUUGGUUUUUUUAAAAUCAUUAAAUAGCAUGAUUGGCCCAUUAAAUGAGCAAGGCUUUUUUUUUUAAGCAAACAAGCCUGAUAAAAGAUUCAUCACAUCCUUCUGACCACCUCGACUCUUCUCCCCACAACCAAACAACCUUCAAAACACUCCUAGUAUUCCUGAGCCUGCUACUGCAAGUCUUGAUUGAUUACCAAGAGGUCAGAAAUCGAGAGAUGUGUGUGCACAACUGGACCAGUCCCUAAGCAAAAAGUACCAUGAAGGUAUCACCCUGUGGCAAUAAGCAGAAGGCAUGUUCCAUCUGUUUUGUACGUCAUUCUCUUAUGGCUCAUUUCAUCACCAUCACCAUCGUUAUUAAAAGUGGAGGAAAGAAGGCAGCAUACCACAGAAGAUGGAGGUGAGCAAAGUGUUAAUGAGUGCAUUGUACAAGCUACGUCAACAUUAGCAACAGACGACAGCUCUUCCCCCUCCUCUGCGUCUUCCUAAUUAAAUGCAGUAAGUAGGAUAGAGAGAACCUUAAAAUGCCACAGCCUUCUUCCUAAUUGCUAAGUCCUCAUAGUCCCCCAAGUUCCAAAGUCUGUAUGGCCACGAGUUAGUCACUGGAUGUGGGCAGGCAGCCCAAGUUAUUAAUGAACUGACUCAUUUAUUUAUUUUUAAGCAAUAUCUGAUCUGUGCUCCAGUCAGGUAGCAGGGACUGAGCUGAAUCGAUAGUAUUUUCUAUGUCUUUGUCAUUAUAGACUGUUACUGUACUGUGAACAUUACUCAUAUAAUUUAUAUCCGGAACCAGCUUCACGUUGAAGCAGAAUGGAUAUUAGUGUGGGCACUCAAGGUGGACUUUCAGCACUAGGGACAAGUGUAGGAGGAAUACCAGAUUACGAUUUUGGAUAUAGUUCUUCCUCACGGAAUAAAUUUGAGUGUUCUGGAGGAUCAGCCCCAGUUAGACAGAAGAGGCAGUGGUUGGUUUGGUGGGAAUAUCUGUAAUUCAGUGGUAGAGUAUCUGCUUUGUCUACAGAAGGCCCCAGGUUCAAGUCCAGACAUCUCCAGGUAAUGCUGGAAAUAUCCCCUGACCAAAAGUCUGGAGAAACUGAUGCCAAUCCUGGGCUAGAUGGACCAGUGAUCUGACUCAGAAGUUUCCUGUGUUUCUCACACCGAAAAUCCAUUUUGGGGUUGCCACUUGGGGAGUUGCCACUCUGAGAUCUUAUUUAUGGCCCCCAGCAUGGUUGAAUGCUUGGUGAGAGAGUGUGGAAGGAAAGCUGUUGGUCACCUUGUGGGGUGAGAGCCCACAACAAUGGUGGUCAUAAGGCUCUUCCUGGUGAGAGCUGGGGUGGGAAUGUCUGCACUACCCCAGGUAGGAGAUGGAGUGGCCUCCUUGGAAGGAUGAGUCUCAGAACCAAACCAAAUAUUGAGUAUGCUACUAUUCUAUUUAUGUACCUGUUGUCUUUGUCCAUGGAGUUUUCUUGGCAGGGAUACUGGAGUGGCUUGCCGGUUCGUGAUCCACCUGGAGUCGGACACAACUAAACAACAACAACAACUAUUCUAUUUAGAAUCAUAGAAUUCUAGAGUUGGAAGGGACCUUGAGGCUCCUUCAUCCUCCAUAGGUUCUGAAAGCAUAGUCACUGGGUCCCCUGCCUUGUCAGGCCCAGGUGCAUCUGGGGGCAGGGAGGUUUCAUCAAGCAGGCUCUGUGACCUCGUCUCAUCCCUGUCCAUUUUUGAGUCCUCAUCAUUAGGUGCCUCCUGCUCCUCUGCUGAAUCACAGGGUUCCGAGGGAUUCAUAUGACAGCUGGAUGGGGAGACUUAAUGGGCCAGAACUGUCCUGGGGGCAGCAGUUUGUCACCUCUGCUUUAUGGGUGGCAUCAGAGCUCCCACGUUUAUGCAUGGUGUGGUAAGAUUCAUGGCUGCUUAACACCGUAUUUGCCGUAUGUUCCAAAUCCAUGAGCAGUCAGGCACUGUCUGGACGAAGAGGAGUGGUGGGAGACACAUGCCAGUGCAUUGGUGGUGGGACACCAAGGAGAGGUCAGAGGGAGACGAUUAGGAGGAAGUGCUGGAUGCUGAUGGGGCAGCAGGAUUUAGUGAGCAAGAGGACCCUGUGAAAGGGAACAGUACAGACUAUAAGGCUGAAGCAGAGGAGGAAGGGUCAAGAAUCCAGGGAGUCUUUCUCUCUGGCUGUGACAAACUCCCUUUCCCCCUGGUUUUCAAGAACUCAGAGAGUAAUGAGAAGAGCAGAACUGAGGUCAGAGGUGUGCAGUCACAGUUUGAGACUGCUUCAGGAACAUCUGGGAGGGGAAGAGCCUUAGAGAGGGUGGAAGGCAGAGAUCUUCAGUCCUGGCAACUGCUCCACGGGGUCAGGACUUAUUGGGAAGUGUUGCUGAAUCAAUUAGACUGAGUUGUAUGUUUGCUUCCUUGAAUAAAGUGUUAAGUUCCCUGACAACAGAUCUUCUUCCUUUAUUGCUGACCUGCAUCUGACUCCAACCCUGACAUGAGCCCGCAGGAGGUGAAAAAACCCCUCACCUCAUUUUGCACUUCACACAUUAUGGCACAUCUAUAUUUUCCUGCAAGGAGACUCUCUCCCUUUCUCUGUCUCUCUGUAUCUCAUUAUCUCCCUGUAGUAAAAUGAAAUGUGUGGUUAGUUCUGCAACUGGUGAAUGUCCCUUUUUAAAUAAGAACCGUGCGUUUGUAGCAGCAGGAGGGUGAUAACAGUGUCAUGGACAAAUAACAGUUUCAUGCUUAAUAAAUUUGAGGCAUAUUUUAGGAUGCAGACAUAGAAGCCUUACUUCUUCAUACUACUCAUUGGUUUAACCAUUUUAAUUAAAAAGACAGUUUGCAUGUAAACUGUGCUGCAGAGGUGGAACGAGUCUGCUUGCCACAGCCAUCUGUUUGCUCCCUUUGAAAAUGGGAUGCUGGACAAGGCAAGCCACCGUCAUGAUCCAGCAGGUCUCUUACAUUCUUACGCCUUGCAUCUUGUGGCAGUGGUGAGCUUCCAUUUUAUCAAGCAUGCCACAAGUAAAGAUCGUGUCAUCCUUUAAAAACAUAGAUAAAUAGUUCACUUUUUUAAAAAAAAGUAUUUAUGGUUUAUUUGUUUGGUAUGGGUGAUACUCCAAGUAGACAGACUACUGAAAUCAACUGGUCUACUUUCUAAAUCAAUAGGUCUACUUUUGAGUAUGACUAAAAUUGACUAUCGCCCUACAUAAGGCCAAAAAGGAGAGAGAAGGGCCUAGAUAGAGGAAAAAACCAAGUUCUCAGAGUGCCAAAAUGUUUUAUUAUCUCCACAUCAUUUCAGAAUCAAGAAAUUCUUUCGAUAGCAGCAACAUUUCUCAAGAUCAACCAGGACACAUAAAAUUCUGUAGCACUUCUGAUAAGAAGUGUCGCCCCACUGAAGGAAUUUCUUAAGUCUGAAACAUGUUAGGCAUAGUUUGGGAACUUGUCCUCUCUGGAUUUUCUUAUAUUUACACAUGGCCAUCCAAUAGCUUUGUUCUCUGGAUGGCACAUAUAAAACAAUAAAAUGCAAAAUUAAAAUACAGUAUCAUAAAAUCACAGUUUUCAGAGCAGAAAAGCUUCUCCCUGGAAGAAAUAAAAACAAACCACAGCUCAAAAGUGGUGGCUAAAACUAUGGCAAUUUCAUACAUGUUAAAAACCACAGGGUUUUCGAAAGGCUAAGAAAAAUAAACAAGUCUUCACUUGGCAUCGAAUAGGCCACAAGAAAGGUGGGAAGGGUAUGCCACAACUGAGGUACCACCACUGAGGAGGCCCUUUCCGUUGUACCAACUGGAGUGGGACCUCAAAGUUCGGGUAGCCAUUCUUUUAGGUAUCCUGGUCAUUCGGAUUUAAGAGAUGAAAUCAGCACUUUUGAGUAGUCAUGGAAAUGGACCCAUUAGACUGCCAAGGAAUGGCAGGCACUCACUAUCUGAACUUUCCAGAAACAACUGAAGGCAUUUUAUUCUGAGAAGCUUCCCCAGUUGGCUGCAUAGGUCUACUGCCAUGUGCGUCUACUUUGUCUUGUUCUUAAAAUUCAUAUUCUGGUGUGUGUGUUGUUGGUGCUGUUUUUAUUAUAUUUUGUACACUGACUUGGGAUGUAUGUUGAAGGCGAUUGAUAAAUAAUAUUAACCACAACAAUAGAAUGCAUACAAAGCUACACUGGAAGCCACCAGCUCUGGACAGCUCAACUUGGACAGCUCAUCUGGGAUAGCUCACCCUGCUUCCAAAGGCUGGAACCCACCAAAUAUUGAGAAAUAAAAAGAGAGGGGAAUAACACAGAAUCUUCAUAAUAGAAUCUCUUUUCACCUUCAUAUGCUAAAAUUACCUUACUGCAAUUACUCUCCUGGAGGUUCAUAAUGUUCAAUGAUAUUGACAAUAUUUAGGGAUGCCUUGCCAAUAAUUAGGGAUGCUGUCAAAUUCCACCACCAUUGGCCUAGAGACUGGAAGCCCAGAUAUCAACUGGAGUGGGAACAUUCCUGGAAAGGGUCAGGACUUGCCAGACUGCAGAUGCAAGGAAUCAGUUAUUUAUACCAAUAAUCUGGCUGGGGAGUGUGGCAGCUUUAAACUAAGGAAGCCCCUUCAGUGAACCUUGGAGGACACGAAGAGAAUGUUCUCUUUAAAACAAAAAUGGGGAACUUGCAGCUCUCCAGAUUUGGCUGGACGACUACUCCCAUAAUCUUUGCUGGGAGUUGAUGGGAGGUUGCCUGGCACUGUAGCAGUCAUACCUCACCCCUUCCCCCAAAAGGUAUUAGAAGGGGCUAGGUAAUGUUCAGCAUCUUCAACUGGAGUAGCUUCUUGAUGGUGCCACCGUACAGCAGUUCUUGAACCUCAAAACUUACCAUGGAAGCUUUCAUCAGCCUGCUGCCCUCCAGAUACUUUGGGGACCAAUUCCCAUCAGUUCUAGCCAUUGUAGUCCAAAACAUUUGGAGGGUUCAAAAUUUGAAAUGACUGGCUUUUCAUUGUUGUUGUUGUUUAGUCGUUUAGUCGUGUCUGACUCUUCGUGACCCCAUGGACCAGAGCACGCCAGGCACUUCUGUCUUCCACUUUCACCCGCAGUUUGGUCAAACUCAUGCUGGUAGCUUCGAGAUCACUAUCCAACCAUCUCGUCCUCUGUCAUCCCCUUCUCCUUGUGCCCUCCAUCUUUCCCAACAUCAGGGUCUUUUCCAGGGAGUCUUCUCUUCUCAUGAGGUGGCCAAAAUAUUGGAGCCUCAGCUUCAGGAUCUGUCCUUCCAGCGAGCACUCAGGGCUGAUUUCCUUCAGAAUGGAUAGGUUUGAUCUUCUUGCAGUCCAUGGGACUCUCAAGAGUCUCCUCCAGCACCAUAAUUCAAAAGCAUCAAUUCUUUGGCGAUCAGCCUUCUUCAUGGUCCAGCUCUCACUUCCAUACAUCACUACUGGGAAAACCAUGGCUUUAACUAUACUAUAUGACUUUAACUAUACUAUAGGUUCCAGCUUAUUCCGUCAGAAACCUGAUAUCAGCUCUGACCUUUUCCAAGCAUGCAGGUCGAGUUUAGCAUAAAAUUCCAGCUGGAAAGCUCUUGACAUCUUACUAUGUUUCAGAACUUUUGUGAAACAAAAUUCCCUGCAUGGAGAAAUUUUGUUGUGAUCCCCCUCCUUUAAGGUAAGUACAACGUUAGUGAAGCAGAAGGCAUGGUGAGAAAUGUCUCCGUUAAUGAGCUGCCACCCUAUCUCUAGGUCGUCUAUUUUUACAGGUUUAUCUCAAGUAUAGAAAAGUCAAAUUUUGGGCACAGAGCCAGGUGUGUAGAAUAUGAUCUUGCACUGCAGGGUAUUGCAUUCACUUAAAGAAAGAAAAAAAGAUAGAAUAAAAAAAAACCAAAUUCUUCAGAAUACCUGAUCUGUCAGUUCUCAUAGGUGUUUCCUGGCAGCUUGUACAACCACGGCAGGCACAUUCAGCUUUUGUUGUGGAAACAGCAGAAUAAAUAAAGUGAAAUGUCUGUUUUCCAGAAAGUCUUCCAUAUGCCUCGAUGAAGCAGAGCUUGGCCUGAUUUGUCCUAUGCAGGACAGUAGUGACAUUAAUUGUUGUUGUCAGCAUCUGUCUGUCUCUGGAGACAAUGAAGGAGUAAACUUUUGGGAGUGAAGUCAAACUGUUGGAAGGCCUCAGUGCCUGCUGUAGCUGUAGAAACUGAUACUGGAGAGACAUGUUUUGUUGCAGCUGGGGCAGGUGAAGGCAUCUGGCUGAGCUGCUGCAGAUGCACCCCGGCGUUUCUUCUCUCUGCACUCCUCCUCCUCUGGUCACUGCUAUGGGUACAUGACCUGUCUGUCUCCAGGCACUGCGGUCAUCUGCAAGGGAUUCCCACACAGCUGGGUUGAUGUUGCCAGGCUUUGCAGAUGUCUUUGUAAUAGAGAGUUGGUCUGCCAACUAGCCUGGUCCUGGAAGCCAGCUCCCCAUCUUCCAUUCUGUGGACAUGAGCAAGCUGAUUUGUCCUAUACACGACUGUAGCGACAAUAAUAACAUUAGAUGACUAUUAUUAUUAUUAUUAUUUUGUAAAAUAGUGUUUAUUGUAUUGAAAUAUUAUACUUUUCUUUAUUCCUUUACUGUCUACUUUUCUUCACAUUUUUUCUUUUUCUUCUUUACUUUUUCUUUCUUUCUGUUUUAUUGGAUAUUAUUCUUUAUGUAUAGUUUUGUUUUGAUGUGUUUACUUUGCAAUAUAAUAAAGAAGUUUUUUUAAAAAACAACAACACCCAAAUUAGCUUAUCAAUACCAUUGCAGUGCAGUAGCUGCAAGGUGGACAACUGUUCCUUAGCCCUGGACCUUUGUGAGUCUUUUCACACCAAUGUCAUUCUGGGGAUAACUGAGAUAAGAACUGCUCUUUGUAUUCCAAAAAGCAAUAUGGAAAUAACACCUCAAAUUCUUAACCAUACAUUUCAUUUGAAACCAAUGCACCUGUUUUGUAUAUGGCAGCACAAUCAGCUAUUGGUUAUACCAAUGCCCAACCCUUCCUCCAAGGAACCCUGAAUGACUUAGAUGUGCCCCCCAAGCAGUCACUGGCACAGAUGCUGGUCAAGGUCAGGGCUGACAGAGGCUUCAGAGAUGGUGCUACGCCAGGCACCUUCAAAUUGAGAGAGCUCAUUGGUCGGACACAUUGGUUUGCAAAUAUCUCUAGGUGGUGUUAGGAAAGACUGCUUCCUGAAAUGUUGGAGAGCUGUUUCGGUCACUGUAGACAAUAUUGAGAGAGGUGGAAUAGGGACCUGGGCCAAGGAAUGGUCAACUGAUGGCCUGUAUACCAGAGUUCAUCAACAGUGGAGUUUUAUCUGCCCAGGUGGUCCUGUUAGUGGUGAGCCAAGAUGGAUGUUGUAUUUCAUCAGCAUCACCCCCCACCCUGCAAAACAGCCCUCCUAAACCUUUUGAUACUUCUAUGUAUGCUUUAGUGUAGGGGUAUCUUUUGGCAUGUUCCACAGCCCCACUCCCUCUUCCUCUUCCUAGGCUACCCUUGCAGGGGAGCAGGUGGCACUGCGGUCUAAACCCCGGGGCCUCUUGGGCUUGUCGAUCGGAAGGUCGGUGGUUUGAAUCCGCAUGGUGGGGUGAGCUCCUGUUGCUCUGUCCCAGCCUCUGCCAACAUAACAGUUCAAAAGCACACUAGUGCAAGUAGAUAAAUAGGUACCACUGUGGCAGGAAGAUAAAUGGUGUUUCCAUGUGCUCUGGCUUCCAUCAUGGUGUUCCGUGCACCAGAAGCGGUUUAGUCAUGCUGGCCACAUGACCUGGAAAGCUGUCUGCGGACAAACGCUGGCUCCCAGGGCCUGAAAAGCAAAAUGAGUGUCGCACCCCAUAGUCGCCUUUGACUGGACUUAACCAUCCAGGGGUCCUUUACCUCUACCUUUUACCCCUUGCAGCAGCCUUCCCCUAUGCAUUUUUUUAAGUGUCCUGAACUGUGAAAAUCCCUCUUGUGCGCUGUUCUGCAUAGGCCUGUGACUUCUGUCUAGCUGGAAUGUAUAACCGACUAUAAAAAAGGUAAGAAUCAUACCCAUUGCCCUGGUUUGCUGCUUGAACAGCAACUCUAAGAAAGUGGUUGUCACAGAGCAACUUAACAGCAUUUGACUGACUGAUGGAUCAAUUGCAUGAAGGCACUGGCCAUUUCCAAAAACAAUGAGGCAAAAUGUUUUAAAGACUAAGAGCAGAAAUUUGAACCCUGUGCAGACCAUGACCGCAACCCAGUGCAAGGCCUGCUGCCAGAUUCUGCAAUUACAUGUUAACAAACUCUUUGUAUUUGCUUAUUUUGUCCCUCUCCCAGAACACUGAUCUCUAUCAUUGUUUUAGCUUUCGUGGUUGUUGGCAGUUUGUCUAAGCAGAUGUUGAGCUGAAGAAAUUCCAAGUGCCUGAAUGACAGACAGAGAGAGGCAGAAAGGCAGGCAGGCAACCCAACCCCAUCUCCUCCUGGUGUUCCUUCAGAUAUUUGAUCCUCCUCAUUUAAGAACAAAUUGCUUCUGUUCAACUCUUUGGCUGUGAAAAGUAUCCAGCUGUAAUAGCUGCCAUGUGUCGGGAUCAAUACAAAAGUGUGAAGCCAGUGCUUUUCCUCCUCUUUAACCAGAGAGAGAGGGAGGCAAAUGAAUCAUUUUGAAGAAUCAGCACUUAGGGAUACAUUAAACCUCUUUGUCUUUGUCUGUGUUCAUUUCCCCGUAAUCCUUAUGCAAAAGAAAAUGAAAUCCUGACAAUGUGUUUUAUUGAUCUCUCUGGGUAUUGCUAUUGCUGUGAGUUUGCUUCCUGAAUUAAAGUUUGUUGUGUGCUGCAGUUAGUGUGGGCUUGAUCCGGAAGAUGUUGCUUGUGACAUGCAGCAGUCAGAUCAGAGGUAAGCCCUUGUAAGUUCAAUGGGACUUCCUGCCUCGGAGGUGGGGAACCUUUUUCAGGCUGAGGACCACAUUCCCUGGUGGAAAACUUUAUGGGGGCCACAUACUCAUGGUGUUUGGGACCAGUGUAAGAGCCAGUCUAAGAAUUGAUGGAUGAACAUGAAACCCCAUACACAUCCAUUUGUGUACCCUCUGAUGCAAAAACAUAAUUUGGGCUGGCUACCUCAGCAUGUAGCAGUUCCGAGCAUGGCCAAGAUUAUGCAUGGGAAAUUGUGAGGGGUGGUUGGAGAAUUGCUAGGAGACACCUCCCCCCCAAUUCCCCUCACAAAACUAUAGUUCCCAGAAUGGUUUAACAACCAAUCCCUCUUCCCAGAGGAUGGACGGAAUUGUAGCUAUGUGAGAGGAACAGUACUCAGCACUCUUAACAAACCACAGUUCCCAGGUUUACUUAGGGAAAGGCAUGGCUGUUUAAAGUGGGAUGAUACUGCUUUAAGCGUAAAAUGCAGACGGGGCUUAAGUUAGCAAAAACUGGAAAUGUUAAGGCUCUGGAAUGAGGUUUUAAGUUGAUAUUUUGGUUCAGGGAUAGUGUUUCAACAUGAACUGUCAAGGAGAAGCUUUAUGCAGAUGUGGUUUUUCAAGCCACUUCAUUUCCCCCACGCUCCGCUGAGCAGAAAUGCACAGUGUGUUUUAUAUAUUGGAUGACAAUCUGAAUAAUUGUUAUGAAUGGAUUUGACAACAGCCAGAGAAACAAUGAAUUAAUGCGCACGUACUAGGCAAGUCUAUUAUUCAGAGAGCAAAAUGCUCUCAAAGGAUGUUGUCAUUAGACAUUUGUGAACCUGAUUUCACUUGCUCAAUGCUGGAAUUUUUAAUGAGAAAAUUAUUAUUAUUAUUAUUAUUAUUAUUAUUACCCUAGCCACUCCAUGUUAUCUAUAGUGAUCUAAAAUAUAUAGCCACUAUACGUUGUCUAUAGUUAUGUCUGAACAGGACCUGAAUCACUUAUGACCCACCAGCCUGAACAUAGCUCACAAUGUAUGGUGGUGUAGCAGGGGCUCUAUAGAUGUCCCAAUUUUGCUGUUGGCCUGGAAAAGCAAAAGCAGGGAGAAUCGUAUCAGCAUCUAGGAGGAGAAAAUACAUACUUCUUGUCUCAGUUUGGCUUGGUGAGUCACAGUUUCUGCAGGACUUACGAAGUACCACCCACUCAGUAACCGAAGAACUGGAAACUGGAAACUAUGGACUUAGCUAGAUUAGUAAAGAAAAAGUGAUCUGUGUUGUAUAUGCACUGUAACAUCAUGCCACCAGGUGGCGCUGUGGAGUCCAGUUUUUCUCUACCUGUUUCCCCUGUUUAAAUGUGCAAGAUGUUUAACUGAAACACUUCUUUGAUGUGUCUAGAUCCAGCCUAUAUAUGCCAGGAUCAGAAACCAUGGUUUAAUCUCUGCUUUUUCAGCAAACCAUCACCAAGGCUGGGGAACAAUUUCCAGCUUGAGAGCCACAUUCCCCUGUGAGCAGUUUUCUGGGGGGCUGUGACUCUUAACAUGACUCUUCCCCUUAUGUAUCACUGGGGUACACGAUAAGACAAAAGGUUUGUUUCUACACACCAUCCAUGCGUUUCUUCAUCUGGGCAAGCAGGAUGGAGACUUCCAGGAUACAUUCCAGCCAUGCAGAGACCGUGGAGUAGGGCUGGUGAGAGUUGUGGUCUAGAGAGGCCUCAAGGAUUGCAUUUCUUCUUCAGAUCUGAUGUUCCUCACUCCCAGUUUAAAGCUUAUCCUUGUCAGACGUAAUGACAAAGUGCCAUUGUUGUUGUUGUUUAGUCGUUUAGUCGUGUCCGACUGUUCGUGACCCCAUGGACCAGAGCACACCAGGCACUCCUGUCUUCCGCUGCCUCCCACAGUUUGGUGAAACUCACGUUAGUAGCUUUGCGAACACUGUCCAACCAUCUUGUCCUCUGUCGUCCCCUUCUCCUUGUGCCCUUCAUCUUUCCCAACAUCAGGGUCUUUUCCAGGGAGUCUUCUCUUCUCAUGAGGUGGCCAAAGUAUUGGAGCCUCAGCUUCAGGAUCUGUCCUUCCAGUGAGCACUCAGGGCUGAUUUCCUUCAGAAUGGAUAGGUUUGAUCUUCUUGCAGUCCAUGGGACUCUCAAGAGUCUCCUCCAGCACCAUAAUUCAAAAGCAUCAAUUCUUCAGCGAUCAGCCUUCUUUAUGGUCCAGCUCUCACUUCCAUACAUCACUACUGGGAAAACCAUAGCUUUAACUAUACGGGCCUUUGUUGGCAAGGUGAUGUCUCUGCUUUUUAAGAUGCUGUCUAGGUUUGUCAUUGCUUUUCUCCCAAGAAGCAGGAGUCUUUUAAUUUUGUGACUGCAGUCACCAUCUGCAGUGAUCAUGGAGCCCAAGAAAGUGCCGUUAGUCAUAAGUAGAUGCUUAUGCUAUCCUUCACAGGGCUGCACUUGAGGCAAAGAAGGCCUAUCCUGUUUCUCCACCUGAGGGGAAACUGGAAUUGUCACCUCCUGCCUCCCACUUCCACCCCGACUUCCACCGCUGGCAAGAGCUGCAGCUUUCUGCAAAGCAUUGCUGCUUGGCUUCUCCAUUUGGUGGUGUGAUGUGGAAGCCAUGUGGUGCGCAGGAACGCCCUGGUUCUCAGCAAACUCUGUGGGAGCUGGGGCGUUCCAUAAAGCCUCCUCCACUUAGAGCCUCUGAAUUAUCAAAUUCUGCCUAAAAUUGGGAAGCUGAGCUAGAAUUCCUCCCAAGCCAACGUCUGUGCUUAGCCCGAGAGAAGAUGAGCUAGAGAACUCCUUGCCGCAAGAAAAGGUGUAUGGCACAGAAUUUAGAAAAUUCACCCAAAGAUGGGUGAGAUAUUAGUAGAAAAUGAUGUCUGUAGCUGCUGACUCAUUAUGCCAAACUCUGCCUCUGUCUGCCACCAUUUUGUGGCAGGCUGUGCCCCCUGCACCACCAUUUUGUGUCUGGUGGGCCUCAGCAAUUUUCAGCUACCUCAAGUGGGCUCUGGGGGUGGACAGUUUGAGAGCCCUUGCUGUACGGGAACAGAAUCAAAACCUCUCAAAGAAUAAGUGUGUGGUGUCUUCUAACCUUUCGAUAAAUGCCACACAAAUUGACGCCAUUGUUAGCAUAAGCAGUAGUAUACCGCCAAAGGUUUCAGAUGCUGAGAAACCGGCCCUAGAGUCAUGACUUGUAGAUUUACAGAAGGGAGAAAUUUACAGAAAUUCACUUUGACUAGAAGCAAAUCCCUUCUCAGCAGUAUCGUUAUUACACUCGACAAAUAAGCAUGUUUACCUUCUGGCUGCUAGCAUUACAGAUUCAAACAAUCCUGCUUAACCUUUGCAAAUAAUCCUAGGGUUAUUUUAAUAAGGCACAAACUGUUCACCCACCAGCUGGAUUCCCUAAAUCUUUAGCUGUGCUUUUAUUUGCCAAGCUGUUGAACGCAAUGCCACCUGGAUGCUGCAGCAGUUGCUGGAGUACCUCUGCACUCGCUGGAAACGGAGUUUGGUUUCCUAAUCCUGUGUAGUUAUUUUACCAUCAAACGUUGCCAUUCUUCUCUUGUGAUGAUGUAUAUCUUUGGUACCUAGAUCUGUCAUCCUGAAUGUGGAACUCAAGCAAGUGGGGAUAAAAUAUCGCAUCAGUUUGGAUGGUUUUGUUCACAAAAAUGAAUGCCCUUUUUGUAUCUCAGGCAAUCCUUUUCAGAGCUCUCCAAAACUGGCUCGGAUCCAAAGAGCCAUGCAAUUAGCAGUGCAUGCCCCCCAAAGGGGUUCGGGUUGCAUUUCUCUGAAAGCAGAUCCCUUGUCACCUGGCAAACCUGCAUUUGAAAUGCAGGAGGGAUUCAGAAGCAUUUUGGGAUAUGGCAUGUUGUUCAAAGGGAUAACAAAAUAUGUUUAAAAAAGCCUCAUCAAGUCGCUCUUGCAAUCCUGACUGCGGUUCGUAUAAUGUGUGCUUUGAGAAACACAGAGAAAAUAUUGUAGUACAAAUGUGGAUGUGAUAAUAAUAAUAAUAAUAAUAAUAAUAAUAAUAAUAAUAAUUAUUAUUAUUAUUAUUAUUAUUUAUUUAUACCCCACCCAUCUGGCUGAAUUUCCCCAGCCACUCUGGGCAGCUCCCAAUCAAGUGUUAAAAACAGUACAGCUUUAAAUAUUAAAAACUUCCCUGAACAGGGCUGCCUUCAGAUGUCUUUUAAAGAUAGGAUAGCUGCUUAUUUCCUUCACAUCUGAACGGAGGGUGUUCCACAGGGUGGGUGCCACUACCGAGAAGGCCCUCUGUCUGGUUCCCUGUAACCUCACUUCUCACAAUGAGGGAACUGCCAGAAGGCCACCGGCGCUGGAUCUCAGUGUCUGGGCUGAACGAUGGGGGUGGAGACGCUCCUUCAGGUAUACAGGACCGAGGCCGUUUAGGGCUUUAAAGGUCAGCACCAACACUUUGAAUUGUGCUCGGAAACAUACUGGGAGCCAAUGCAGAUCUCUCAGGACCAGUGUUAUGUGGUCCCAGUGGCCACUCCCAGUCACCAGUCUAGCUGCUGCAUUCUGGAUGAAUUGCAGUUUCCGGGUCACCUUCAAAGGUAGUCCCACGUAGAGCGCUAGUAAAUACUUAGUAAAUACUAAUAGUAAUUACUUUCCAAGCUGUAGUAGAGGAUGGUCGACAUAAUGGGGUUCAUGUGUGGUAGAACGAAGUGUGUUGUGAGUUGUAUUGUUUUCUUUAUAGAAGCUCUAAUAAAGGGUUUGGGAAGCUGCCAGCCCACAGAUGUUAGACUCCAAUUUCUGUCAGCCCCAACCAAUGCAUUCAGCAGUCGAGGAUGAUGGUAUUUGUCACCCAACAACAUCUGGAGGGUCUCCAUCCUGUUCUUUUGAAUGCACAUGUGGAAGGUCUGCUGCCAUGAUGUCCCCACCCCCAAUGGAUUUUUAAAAAUAAUCUAUUAUGUAGGUCUGUAAGGAUCAAAGUGGAUGUGACACACAGAGGACUUCCAUGACUCGAAUAACUGUUUUUUUCCCCCUUACAAAAUCCAGCCCUCCAUUUUAGAUGGUAAUAUGCUCACCCACUUUGAAAUAUGGUAAGCUAGCCCUCGAGGCCAGCCCAAUCGUUUUGCAGCCUGAGGCAAAGGACAAGAUGGCGCCCUCUCCACAUUCUAAGUAUAGGAACUGCAAAACUAUAAGGAGGCAAUAGACGCCUGCCUGAAAUCUUGCAGAGCUGCUAUCAGUCACUGUGGACAAUGCUAAUUUAGAUAGUAUAAGGUAACUCUGUGUGUCUUGGUGGAUAAAUGUCCCAUACAGUGGUACCUCGGGUUACAAACACCUUGGGUUACAAACACUUCAGGUUACAGACUCAGCUAACCCAGAAAUAGUACCUCAGGUUAAGAACUUUACCUCAGGAUGAGAACAGAAAUCGCAUGCUGGCGGCCUGGCAGCAGCGGGAGGGUCCCAUUAGCUAAAGUUGUACCUCAGGUUAAGAACGGUUUCAGGUUAAGAAUGGACCUCCGGAGCGAAUUAAGUUCUUAACCUGAGGUACCACUGUAUAUUUCAUAUGUCCACUUUGCAUAUUCUGUCUUUUCCCCAUUUUACUGGUGCCUCCAGUCCUAUCAAAUGAAACUAUCAGAAAAAAACCUUUAACUGGCUUCUGAAACCAUUGCAUUCUGAAAUUACUCCCAAACCAUCCUGAGCUCUCUGAAUUCGCUGUCAAAGCCAUUUAAUUCCAGUGCAUCACCCCAUUGUAUCCUUUUGCCUGGUAUUCCCACCCCCCAGUCUUUCCCCAAGUAUAUAAUAUACUGUAAACUGUCGUGCAGACAAAGCCCCCAGUUCCUUCUCAAGGAUACGUAAUGAGAAAGGAAGAUGUACUGCCAGCUUUAAUUAUACAAUCAUUAGGUUUGUACAGCAUCUCAAUACCAACAAAGCCAACUCCUUAGGCGGUCCUGUUCUCCUGGGACCCUACAUUGCUUUGUAUUAGCAUAUCUACCACUUGUGUUUUCCCAGUUGGCUCUAGAAAAGCUAAUGCUCACAGAGCUAUUCAGUAAUCAUUUUCAUAUUAGGCUAUUACGUUGUUUACUUAGUAUAUUGCCCCCUUUGGAAAAUAUAGAGAAUUCUACACUUGAUCUCAAAUCUGCUUCGUUUCAGCAAAAUAUAGUUUCCCUCUUUCAGCAACAUGCUUAUUUGACUUGACUUCCUUGCACAUGUAGGUGCAUGGACACUAAAGCACCCUCUGGUGUACAACCUGCCACUCCAUUUCACUUGUGGUAGCUGGUGAGGUUCAUUUUGAAGUGUUAAGUAUGGUAACAUAUACUGCUGGACAACUAUGCUUUGUUAUUUCAUUCUGGCACAACCUCCUGUUUUGGUUUCCAAUUACGCAGCUAAGUUUUGUUCCUUCUUGGUUGCCGAAACACAGUGCCUCUCUUCCCUUUUAUCCCCCACAUAACCAUCUGCCCAUAUAGUAAGUGGUGCUGUUUAAGUUGCAGCUAUCUUAUAAUAAGUACAGCAAAUCAGCCUUGUGUCUAAACAUUGUACAAACCAUCCUCAGGUUUUUAACAAAGAGAAUUGUUAUGAUCGGUUUCCCAACAUGUUGGCUUCUGAAGCGGGUGCAGAACAAGCUGUUGCAGAAGAAACAAAGACAGCAAGGAAAGGGCCUCCAGGAUUGCUUAGCAGAAUAUAUUACAGGCAUCAAAGAAUUUUCCCUGUUUGCAUCUGUGAGUUGGUGUGGAUAUUGUCAUUAUACAGCCUAGGGACUAGGUGGCACGGGACUUAAUUGUAUCUGGGAGGAGUCAGAAAUUUCCUGGGUCUAUUCUGCUCUUGUUUAAGGGAGACAAUAAAGUUCUUGCCUAGCUUCCUGACUGGUGUGUCCUCUAAGCCUUCCAUGGCAAUCGCCUACUAGCACUGGCGGAGGAAGGGGGCAGGGGGAGCAUACCGCCCCCAGACCACAUUCCCGGUGGGCUGCCAUUGCGGCUGCCCCCCGGACUGGGCGCCAUGCCCCCGGGACGUGCGCCAUGCCCCUGCGGGCAGUGUGCCACACCCCUGGGACACACACCAGCUAUGCCCCUGGUGCUGGAGCAUGAAGCUCCACCACUGCCUACUAGGGAGGUUCACAUAGCCUUUCCCCUGCAGGUCGAAAGGGCAUGUGGGGGAUGCUGUGGAGGGUAUCCCCAACAUCAAUAGUGCCCCCCUACUGUGAGAGGGCACAAUGCUCCUGUCCUGCCCCAACCAUAGACACCCAUAGCAGAAAUUACUCCCCUCUGAUGUCUGUUCAGCCAGCAUGGGAAAGGGCUGUGCCUGUGUACUACACCUAGUGUGGAGACAUAAGAGGAAGAUCCUGACUGGCUGACAUCCCCUAAUUGAAUUUAUUUAUUUAUUUAAUAUUUGCUACUAAAUAUGACUACCAUAAGGUUUUCAAAAAUAACCAAUCUGUUAUGUAACAUGUAUUCCAUACAGCAAAUGAACGGACAAGCUACAGUGCAAUUGACAGCACAUUUUGAAAGCAGCUUAAGAGUCAGGGAUCCCUCCUCUUACUCACAGCAUGCAACGUUCACUUCACUCACAGAGAGAUGCACACCACAACCAGAUCCUUAUGUGGACACAAGUUGUACAAUGAGCACUAGCCAUCCCAUUUUACCCCCACACCUUAGAAACAUCCAUAAGCACACCACCCACCCAAUCGCUCCAGUAUCUUCCAGUCACUAUCACUAGUGUCGCCAACCACUAUCACCAAUCUCUCUGCCCACUCUACUAAAAAUGUACUACAGAAACACCAGGAGACAAUAGAACCAUUCACUGAUAGACACAUAUAAAAUAUCAGGAAAAAAAUCCAUCCACCAACCACGUGUUCUAGAUGCAGUCAUUACAACGACCCUGUAAGGUGGGUCAGUAUGAGACUGAGGCUGAGAGACACCACCUUGCCUGACACACCACCUAGCACAGGGGUGGACAGCAUGGUGCCCCUGCCAGCUGUUUUGGACUACAAGUCCCAUCAUUCAUGAUCAUUGGCAGUGCUGGUUGAGUGAUGCGAGUUGUAUUCCACAACAUCAGCAGACCACUGCAUUGGUUGCCCCUCCACCUAGUAUGUUCAUGGUGAGAGGAGAUUUGAAACAGUACCUCCUAGCUCCCUGUACCAGCUUUUAGAUGAAGUCCUUUCCUUCUUCCUCUUCCUCUUCUAACAACUACCAAUGGAUUUUACAUCUUUCAGCCAUUUACCACCACUACUGUAAUGGGUGUAUAUGAAGUUGUUAUUCUGCAUCAAAGGCAAUUUGAAUCUCUCUUGAAUUAUGCAAUUACCAGCGUAAUACAGGGAUACUCUUUAAAAAUUAUCUUGCCAUUCCUCUGUGCUCACUGCCAGCAAAUAUGCUAUCGUGGGAUUGGGGAUUGGAUUGCUACUUAUGCACCACCACCACCACCAAUGAAAAAAGGAUGAAAGUGAACACCCUGGAGAGUUGCUACCAGUCAGUAUGGACAUUGUUGAGCUAGAUAGACAAAUAGUGUGACUCAUAAGGCAGCUUCCUAUGUUCCUAACAGAAAUAGGAACACUAUAUAUUUUAAGAUAGUAGAGAAGACUGCGACGAAGUGAUCUGUGGGCCUUCUCAGUCUUCCGCCCAGGUGUGAAGAGUAGACAGGCAAAUUCAAAGCCCUUCCUGCUCUCCCUUAAGAGGACUGUCCCCUGACCAGCCUUCAAACAGAAGCCUGCCAUAAGCCUGUAAAGUAAGACACAUGUCCGGCCUAGUUGAUGGAGAUCUCUACAACACCCAAGCCCACUGGAGUCUAUUCCUGGGGAAGAGUGUAAAGGAGGUUAGGGGCUGAAUCUGGGGAACUGCAUUGCGGACCGCACAACAGCUGUGGAGGUCAUUGGCCAUGUCUUUCCAGCAGCUGACCCAGGACGGGAGAGCUUAUGAGGGGAGGAAGAGGAUGUCCACUUGGAUAAUGGUGGGUGUCACUCUAUAUAGGCAGAUCUCCUUGAAGGUGAUUGCAUUGUGCAAAUAAGCAACUUGGAGAUAUUUUGGGAUUAUAAAGCAGAAUAUAAAUAAGAUAAGUAAGCAGUGCUUUUUGUGUGAUUUUGUAGUCAUGGAUACCACUUUUCUUUGCUGCCCAUCGUGGCCAUUUUGUUCUGGCGCCCAUGACACUUUUAUCACAAUAUGAGUACUGACACCUCAUUUGUUACCAAAAAUAGCGCACUGUAAAUAAGUAAGCAUUGAAGUCCAUAAGUAAAUAAGGGUUUUGGCAGCCAAAAGCAACAACAAAUGCAUGCUUGUGAGUGAGAAUGUAAGUUGGUACAGGAAAUGGACAUCAUCUGGAAAAGCAGGAGGAGGAAGAGUCUGAGAAAGAGGAAUCAAAACCAACUCAAGGGAUUUUGCUGAGCUGAGUACCCACCCCUUGCGUUUUUAUGGGACUAUUCAUUCCUCCAAAUAGAAUAUUUGAAAAUAAUUAUUUGUCACAAGGUUUGCUUUUAAAUAAUAAUAAUAAUAAUAAUAAUAAUAAUAAUGUAUUUCAAUGUUUCUAGAUUUAUCAGAGAUGCUGGCUAGUCUUCAAGAAAGCAUCAAGCAAAGGACCCAAAAGAAUAGAGAAGUUUUCAGAUGAGCGUGCUGCUUAUUUCAGAUGCUAUCAUAAGGUAAGAGAACGUGCAUGCUUCCUCUGUGUCUCCUUCACAGGAAGGUUUUCCCAUCAUAGAAUCAUAGAAUCACAGAGUUGGAAGAGACCACAAGGGCCAUCGAGUCCAACCCCCUGCCAAGCAGGAAACACCAUCAGAGCACUCCUGAUAUAUGGUUGUCAAGCCUCUGCUUAAAGACCUCCAAAGAAGGAGAAUCCACCACACUCCUUGGCAGCAAAUUCCACUGUCGAACAGCUCUUACUGUCAGGAAGUUCUUCCUAAUGUUUCCCAUGUAAGUAACUCCCACAGUUAAUCUAGACUUUAGCGGCAAUCCUGUUAAUGAUUCGUUGUGAUUUAGGCCCCGUUCCCAGGGCUAGCCCACCCAUGAGGCUGGGUGAGGUGGUCACCUCAGGUGGCAGUUCCACCCACCUGCCCUUGCUGCCCACCCAUCCACAUGUCUCCCAGAUGUCCCCAAUGCACCACUGACACUUCACUAGUUCUUCCUCUCUGGGCCCAUUCUGCAUAUCCACCCAAGAACAUGUGGCUGACCGCAGAAUGCUGGACUAGAUGGGAUUUUUGCCUGAUCCAGCAAAGGCUCUUCUUAAGGUCUAUUCUUCCUAUCAGUUUAUAAUCAGCCUUAGAGAAGAUAUAAAUAGUAUAUUUAAAUUGUAACUUUAAAAAUUAAUAUGCCCUUUCAGAGAAUACCUAUCAGGAGUUGUAUCAAUGGAAACAAUAUAAUUCAUUCAUCAUUUGCAUAAUCGUUGUUGCUAGAUAGAAAAGUUUCUGAGACUCCUUGUUAAAAAAAAAAUCAGUUGGGGAUCGCUCUGCCUGAGAAGGUACAUGUGUAAUUCCCCUCAGCACCAUAACAAUAAUAGACCCUUUAAUUUUUAAUCUUUGACGGCAACAGCUUAAUAUAUUAGAAAAUUGGGAUUUAGGUGUGCAAACAGUCUCGGCGCCUGGGAGCGAAAAGAUAAGCUUUUGGUGGCUGAUCCAUUCUUAUUUGGCUUGAGAGGUGUUUAAGGAAUAAAUCUCAUGAGAAUGCCACAUUUGAAUCUUCUUAAACUAUUUGCUCCGAUCUACAUCUCUCGGAUGCAUAAUUUAUACAGGACUGGCCUGGGGGACAAUUGGCCCUACGUGUGUCUAGAAAUAGAAGUUCAGGGGAAAUUUAUCUGAGGUCAUUUUCAAAAGUCACGAGAAGAGACUCAAAAUCCCUUCCUCUGCUUCAUCUCAACUCCUAUUGGGAUUGUGCAGAAUGUAUAUUUAGAGCACUUUAAUUUCGGCUCAGCACAGAAGGUGUGUCAUCUGUAAUGAUACUGAGCCGACAAAUUAUUGAUGCAAAUCUUAUGUCUCUUUUACUCUCUCCCCUUCUUCACAUGGUAAUGUGAAGUAUAAGUGGUACAUCCACCUCUGAAUGAUGUGGGAAUUAGGGCUGAAAUGGAAGAUCAUGGUCUCUUAAACAUUCGCUUCUUUAAAAUGGGUCUUUAUUUCCUCCCCUUGCAUAAUCCAGAGACUAGAUUCUCUGCCACUCAAGGUAUGUAGCUACCCGUUAAACCCUGUUUAUGUUGGUGUAAUGUGAACAGUGGGUUAAAUUACACAGUGCUUGGUCUCAUGUCUUGAGGAACACAUCCCCAUGUCUGGAUGUUCUGAGAUAAGGGUGCCAGGUGCCCUGGGUUACCAUAGCAACACCAGCAAGGCCUCCUCUCGAUGUGACAUUCACCCACCAGGCUGCACUGGUCCGUGUGGCGUCUCCUGGGGUGGCAGCCAUGGAGAGAAUUGGCUGUUUCAUCCUUUUCCCCUAGCUCAGUGGCAGUAGUUCUAGAGGUGGGAAGUGGGACAUUUCCAGAUCCAGAUGAAAGCUGGGAAUGCUGGGAAUUUGGAAUGUACUGGUAAAAACAGGGCAAUUCUGGGUAUGGUGAUAUCUACAGACUUCCUAGAACUUCUACAUUUGCAACCAUAAUUACAAAUAAAGCCGACCCUUUGACAUGUUUAUUUGUUUAUUGUGGUUUAUUAAUCAAAAGUAAACAGUAAUCCAACUAAUCAAACCCUAGAUUACCAAACUAAAGACCGCAGCAAAAGUCAAGACACACACACACUAUGGUACCACUGAUCAACAAACAACAACAGCAUCAAAAAGCUUAUGUGAAAAAGGAUUUUUGUUCAGUUGUCAGCAGAACACAAAUACAGAAGAAGAUGCCCAGACUUCUCAUGGAAGGAGUAAUAGCACUGAAGAAGCCUUCUUGUCAUGUCACAAUGAACAACAGCAUUCUCUUUUUUAUGUAUAGAGCCAGAAAUUCUAAAACAUACUAAACCUUUAUUGGCCUCGUUGGAGUCAAUAAUGUGUUCUAAUAAGCAUCACAGGCAAUGAUUUAGGAUCAGUUUAAUUCCACAGUGCCUGGAACUGAUAUAAUCUAGCUGUUUUUUUCCUAGUGAUUUAUUGCACUAGCUCAUCUGACUUAUGUUCCCUUGCCUUGGUGAUGUAUGAUGCUGACAUAUAACUCUGAUGAUCUGGCUUUAUAGAUACAUGGGCAUAGAUCCAGAGUUUUCUUCUGCCAGUGGCAGCAUCCUGGGAGCAUAGUUACAUGCAUGAGAUGCUCCCAGUGCCUGCUGGUGGAAGGUAGCUUUAAAUGUUCCCCUUGAAGUCCAUUUGGAGGAGGCGCUGUAGGAGUUAGUGAAAGUUGCCUGGAUUGGCAGCCCUUUCUUUCAUGGUAAAGAACUCUGGAUCCAAGUCGUGGUCAAGGGAAAUUAUAUCCAGAAGGGUUUGCCUAACCAGGUGAUAGGAGAAAUGUUUGAAAGGAGAAGGUAUGAGGGUAUCUUUUUCAGCUCCCUUAUUCUAUCUGAGGCAUGCCAGCACAGUGUUGCACAGCAUCUCUGCAGGGAGGCCUAGAACAGCAUGAGGAUUCAAGAUCGGGGAGAACUUACUGAAUUUUCUGGAACAAUAUGCAAACUGAAACAUCUUUGUAAAUUGGCACCUCUCCGUCUUUUGCAGUUAAGCUCUCCAGCCAAGUAACAUGUACAAAAAUGCAUAUGUGAGUGAAAAUAACAUACAUAAAUGCAUUGUAUUACAGAAAAUAGCUUUGCAAAAAUGUGUACAUUAAGGAAAAUUUCUAUAUAACAUCUAACAAUAUUUGGAGAAUUUGGAAAAUCCCUACUGGAUAUGUCAAUGGAGAGUGUUAGGCCUCUCUGGAAAUGUCCACAGCAGUUCGUAGAAUCCAUUCCAGAUAUUAUAAUGUACGCUGGAGUUUUGGCAGAGUAGAAUGAAUCCAUUCUGCCCAAACUCUUCAAAGCAGAUCUCAGGCAGCUUCUCAUUCCCAGUUGUGGCUUUGGCUAUAUAUCACCCUAAUGUAUGCAUCGUCUGGCUAUUAUUGAGUAGAACAGAAUUUAUUGUGUUCACGUAGAUGAAUGCUUCUUGGUCUCUGCAAUAUCAAAUCAGGACCUUUGGCGCUAUGAAGAUAACAAUCAUGGGAGAUGAACAAUCUUCCUUGCCUGCUUUAUGAACUGAUGCCAAAAUGAAGUGCAAACAGUGGGAAGGACAAGUAGCAAAAAGAAAACAAAUUUUACUCUUCAGGUGAAUGAACUUUGAAGCCUUAAAUGUGAACUGAGGCUUGCAAGAUGUACGUUGAAAUAUAUUGCUCUGCCUUUUGGAUUUCUGCAUAGCAGUUGCUCUUUCGGUGUCUGACCUUUAAGGAUGAAUUGAUAACGUGAAUAAAUCGAGUAAUGCUUCACUUUUAUUACUUCCUUCCCUCCUAAACAGCAUAAAGCCAUCACAGGCAGCCAAUAGUCCAUGCCUCAUCCAUAUACAGUUACCUUCAUAAAGAGCUUGCUAUGAGAAAGCGUUUCAAAAUAGAGUGUGAUAUCUCAUUUCCUUCUACUCAGAGGAGACCCAAUCAUAUUAAUGAACUUAAUUACUUAAGCAUGAUUAAGUACUCUGAGUGUGAUUAAUGCUAGAUAUCGCCCAGAAUUCAGAUUAAAGCUAUCUUGAAAAUAUUAAGCCUUUGUAACCAAAUAAAUGAUGGCAUAUUUUCAUUUAAUUGAGAAAAAUAUAUGGAAGAAAGCUAGAUUUCAACAAGGCAAGAAUAAAAUCACCUUGUUAGGGUUGGGCAAAGUCUUUCCUUCCCCUUUGCAUGGUGUGUGUGUGAGAGAGAGAACAUUAAUGUGUGUGCAUGUGUGUGAGUGAGAGAAUGAAAUUAUCAGGUGGUAAGGUGGCGGUGUGGGUUAAACCACAGAGCCUAGGGCUUACCGAUCAGAAGGUCAGCGGUUCGAAUCCCCGUGAUGGGGUGAGCUCCUGUUGCUCAGUCCCUGCUCCUGCCAACCUAGCAGUUCGAAAGCACAUCAAAGUGCAAGUAGAUAAAUAGGUACCGCUCCAGCGGGAAGGUAAACGGCGUUUCCGUGCGCUGCUCUGGUUUGCCAGAAGUGGCUUAGUCAUGCUGGCCACAUGACCCUGAAGCUGUCUGCGGACAAACGCUGGCUCCCUCAGCCUAUAGAGCGAUAUGAACACUGCAACCCCAGAGUCAUCCAUGACUGGACCUAAUGGUCAGGGGGUACCUUUACCUUUAAGGUAGUAUUAAUUACAUAUGGUAGAAAUUUAGGCAUUCAGAUCAGACUUAAUAUUUGUUUUGUUUUUAUUAAUAAAGCUUUCUCAUAAUACAAUAGGAUAAAAAACUAAUGUAAAUAAAAGCGAAAACAGAGAGAGAAAGAGGAAAGAAAAUACAGAAUCCUUGUUUCACACAGAAAGAGGUGGACCCACCUGAUCUCUCACCCUGGGAGGUCUUCCCUUCCCUGCCUCAGAUCAGCCUUAAUCUUUGCAUCCCACUCUAAUAACUACUCUGCUGGAUUGGACCACAGGGCAUCUUGUCCACCAGUCUCCUUCAAACACUGCUGAGCCAGAAGCUUCUUGGAACCCUUCCAGCAAAGCAUGAAGGCAACAAUGUCUGCUGUUAUUUUGCCUGCAGUAUGUAGUAAUGAGAGAUAGGUUAAGAUGAGAUGUCAUGACUGCCCCAUGAGCCUCAUGACCCCACUGGGAGUUGAAUGUGUGAAUCAACUGAAAGGCUAGAAGCAGGAAGGAGAAAUAUAUAUAGGAAUAGAGGUGAAGCGCAGAUAAUUAUCGGUAUGUCUGCCUGAUGGAAUGGCAGGGUACCUGAUGGCUUUUUGAGAGGAUUAGACAUAAAAUGGAAGAUGGCAAGAUCCCCAAGGACAUGCUCUGUGGGGAGCUGGCUUCAGGCACCAGACCUGUUGGCAGACCAAAUCUGUGUCAUAAAGAUAUCUGCAAACAUGACAUGAAGGCCGGCAACCCGCCAUGUGGGAAUCCCUUGCAGAUGACCGCAGUGCCUGGAGACAGACAGACAGGUCAUGUAUCCACAGCAGUGACCACAGGAUAAAUGACCACUGGCAGGAGCGCAGAGAGAAGAAAUGCCAUAGUGCACUGGCAAAACCUUCAUCUGCCCCAGCUGCAACAAAACAUGUCUUUCCUGUAUCGGUCUCAGCAGCCAGAGCCGGCGCUGUAACUCACCAACGGUUUGACUCAAUGGCAUACUCUUCCAUUGUCUCUUGAGACAGAUGAAUGUCAACAUUGAGAAUAAUAUAUUUGCCUAUCUUCGGCUGAACGGGGGGAUGAAAGAAAUCUGUGUGCUUGCCAAGGAAGGUUCAUUACUGAGCUAUUUGAAGUGCCUCAGAUCACUCUCCUUCCCAGGCUGGGGGGGGGGGGAAUGGAGAAAACAGGAUAUAUACUGGAACAGUGUGAUUUUUGCAGCUGCUGUUGAAGCUGUAAACCAAUGAACCAUGUGGCGCAGCGCUGGAGAACUUCUGUGUUGUUGUUUUUUAAUGAUAUUUAUUAAGAAUUUUAAGAUUACAGAAAAAACAAAGAGAAAAAGAGGAAAGAAACCAAGGAAAAAACAAACAGCAAUCAAACAAUACAAGUCAAAAUCAAAAAGCAAAAACAAAACACAUAACACAUCAAAAUCCAAAAACAAAAAUAAACCACAAAAGUUUAAAAACAGAUCCAAUAUUCCCAAAUCCUUAACUGUCAUUACCUUAUUUCAUCGACCUCCUCACCCCUCCCUUUUUUUGUAUUCUAGUUAUUGAUUAUCACAGCAAAUCCUUCCCAUUUUUCAUAAUAUUCUGUCAUUAAAUUACCUUAAUCUAUUUUGACCUUGUCUUACUAUAAAAGACCCUAAAACUUGAAACUUAAGUCUUAUCUAUACCAAUUUCUCAUAACCAUAACAUAUUCUUGCAUAGUUCUUUUUAACAUUUCUGCUAAAGCCAAAUAAUUUCGUUCCAACAUUUUCCUAAUACUCAUUAAUUUUAGAAAACAUUCCUAAAUAGAAUUUUUGAAACUUUCUCCAAUCUUCAUCCAACGUCUCUUCCUCCUGGUCUCGGGUUUUGUCAGUCCUUUCUAUCCCAUCCAUCUAGUUCAUUAACCUGGUAACCUUAUGUCCGAGGCCCUUAAGUCUCUUCCAUGUCCCUUCCGCAGAUCUUCUUCAUAUUUAUACCUGUACUUUACUUUGUCUUCUGCUCCUUUCACUCGUGGAGACUCCAGCUUGACAGUAUUUUUGUCCCUUCUCGACAGAUCAGCCCCUUUUCCAUAGUCCACACUAAACUCCAUGUGGUAUUUAAAAGCAUAUUUCAAGGUCCCUCCAGAAUUGAGGACCCCCACAACUCCAAACUCCUCCCGGCCCAACGCCAGACUUGAAAAGUCAAAACAUCCCUGCAUAGGGGGGUCUAUCCAGCCCCCCAUCUCCAAACCAAACAAGACUCUAUCUCUCCAAAUCUGGCUUUUUCCAGAUUCAUACGUCAGAUCCAACAACUCAUGUUCCUGCUGGGCCACGGUUCCCUCCAUCUCUGCCUCCCGGGGUCCAGCCACAACCUCCUCCUUCAUCUGAUCUGUCAGAGCACACUCCUGAAUUAAUUCCUGAGUGGGUUCUAUAUAGAUACCCACUACCUGUCCAAAAUUUCUGAUCGCAACAGUCAUCAAAUCCGUCUUCUCAUGUAACUGUUCCAAUAAAGCACUUGUCUUGCAGAAAGCACGCACCAGAGUCUCUGAGUACAUUGUUAUACAAGGUCAGAAGUCUGUUCCCACGAUCUUAAUCUGUUGCAGCUGCGAAGCUUCCCAGUUCAAAUUUAAUAACAGUUUCACAAGCUCCCUCUAGGGGAAGAACUUCUAUUUGUAUCCAACUCUUUUCUUUUUUUUUAACAGCAGAUCUAACAACAAAGUUUCCUUUUUCAGAUAUUUUGUCAAUAUUUGUUCCUUUAAAAUGCGAGAGAGGACAAUGGAAUCACUAUGUUUCUCUUCUUUUAACUGUCUGUCAAAAACAUUUGUCUAUAGUCAAUGAACUUCCCAAAAACGUCUGUCCUGACACCCCGCUCCCAGGUUCAAGACGGUGGAAAGUUACUUUUCUUUACACUCUCUUCUGCAGGUUUAAACAAUCCGAAAAAAAUCCCCCCUCUUCUCCUGCUUCCAAAGGGGGUUCAGUAAUUUUAGAUGAUGAAAGUUGAUCCUUUACAAAUGAUUUUCUACACUCUAGUUUGCCAUGUCUUUGCUUUAAUCUGUCUACAAGAAACGGAAGGCUGACUUCCUGUUUAGACCUUCCCGCUUCAGUGCCAAAUUAAGAGGAAUUUCUUAAUCCAAUUUUCCGUUCUACUCACAGAUCGUUGUUUAAAGGCCAAUUGUCCAAAUUUGAUCUGCUCACGGGUAGUUGUUUUUGUAGCCAAAUUGUCCCAGGAAAAAGGUAGCGCUCUCCGGCAACGGCUGUGCGGCUUUGCUCCACGGAAGAAGCAGUUGACUCUCAGCACCGCGCCACUAGCCUCUCUUCGCUCCGGAGCCCGUAAUUGGGUUCCUUUACGAAUUGGGGGGGCGCGAAAGGUGCCCGCCGAGUCCCAUGGUCACAGGCUUCAUCCGCCUGUGAUUUUUUAAAGGGUCCCCGCUUCGCCGUAGCGGAACAGACCCAUUUUCCGUGGAGCCAGUCCCUCCGGAUCAGAGGGAAUCCGCCAUUACCGAUGGCGCCACCCCGGAAGUUCUGGAACAACAAUGGGAUAUUAACUCUGCCCAAGGCAUGAUGGAGAGCAGCAACGGCUGGGAAGACCACAGAUAGAAUAAAUGUCACAUACAGGAGGAAUAAGGAUAUAGUUUGAAUGAUUCACCUAUAGGGUUUAUAAAUCAUUUAAUGUGUCAAGACGAGUGGAUGUCGUUAAUAUUGCAGUUGUUGUAUAAGGGAUGGUUAUUUUGAAUGGAAUGUAGCAGAUGAAUAAGAGCUUGGAACGCAGAAACAAAGUAAAUCAUCAAACCAUCAAUUCUAGCAUGAGGGAGGCCACCUAAAUUAUAUACCGUAAUUGGGCAUCCGAAUGAUUGGGAUCAGUAAUUGUAUUGUAUUGUAAUUUGGCAUUGCUAUCAUGAGACUACCAUUGGAUUAUUGUAAUUGAAAACUAAUAAAAGUUAUUGUUUUAAAAAACAUUGAGAACAAGGCUAUCGGGAGCUACUAGCCAUAAUGACUAUGUUCUAUCUCCUCUAUCCAAGGCAGUAUGUAUCCGAAAAAGAGUUGCUGGGAACUGCAGGUGGGCAGAAUGCUGUUGCACUCAUGCCUAAAUUGUAGGCUUCCCACAGACAUCUGGUCAGCAACGAGAUGCUGAUCCAGAUGGAUCCUUGGCCUGAACCAGCAGACUCAUCUUAAAUUCUUAUGCGCGUGGUAGAAUCAUUCCCAGCUAUUUUGUGUUAAACUAUUUUUAAUGUACUUUAAAUUGUUGUGACCUGCCCUGGGACCUUAGGGUGAAGGGUGGAAUCAUCAUCAUCAUUAUCCAGUUCUCUGCCCAAGUUGAAAAAAUCUGGGAGGACACACAUCUGAGCCAGGCUAUUGCCAGAUGGACCUGAUGUUCUUUCCUGUGCACGUACACCAGCAAAACUGCUGCUGUAGCACUCUGCUCUUGAGCUUUGAGCACUCACAAUCCCAUACCUUGGUAAUGCAGAUCCCUGCAUAUUGUGCUGGCCCUGAAUCCAUCUUGUCAGAUACAGGGCUGUCUUAAGCAUAUGCGGCGCCGGGGUGCAAAGAUCCGCCUGGUGCCCCCCCCCAGGUUGCCCAGUCCCAGGCGUGCAGGAGGGCAGAGCCGGCCGGCCGCCUCAAAGCCUUGCUCACCCCCAACUCACGGCACAGAGCCGCCCGCAGCAGCAGAGCCCGCCGUGGUGCUCCAACCGACAGACGGGCUCUUCCCCAGACUCAACUCUCGGGCCCUGGACUCUUGGCCUAGCACCCCUGAGAGCCUGGCGCCUGGGUGCCCCGUACCCCUAGCACCUAUGGGUAAGACGGCCCUGGUCAGAUUCAUCCUUUUUAUUCAUUGUGAACGCACAGAUUAACACAUUGUAUUCCCAUUUCUCCUUGCCUUCACCCGACCUGAAGAACGCCUCACCCAGGAAGCCAAAUGUAGUCAAUCCGGCCACAUAAAGUAGCCUCCCAGGUCCUUAACAAGCCAUCUUGCUUUUGCCAUCUUGAGCAGGAAACAAAUACGGAAACUUAUAAGUCCCUGUCAUACAUGCCUGGUGAGUUGUGUUCAGUGCACUGAGUCACAAGUUACACAAGCCUCCUCCAUACAAACUUCUUUGUACAGAGAUCUUAAUGAGAGCUGCAAGUUGCUGUCUUAUUUUAUCCCCCCCCCCAUUCUUCUUCUUCUUUUUACUCCAGGUUACCGAACUUAAUCAUGUGAAGAAUAUAUUGCGCUUGCCAAAGGGCACAAGGAAGCACGCUGUAGGGAUAUAUUUUAAUGAUGACACAUCCAGGACGUUUGCUUGUGAAUCAGGUGGGUUUAGUGGCAUGGGCGGUUGUCAUUAGCUGUAGUAGCUGUAACUGUCGCAGCUAGCUGUAAACGUUAUAAAUGUUACAUACCACACUAACAUGCAGAUUUUUGGUCGUUUAUAUGCAGAGCUUGAAGCGGAUGAAUGGUGUAAAGUCUUGCAGGUGGAGUGUCUGGGGACUCAGAUUAAUGAUAUUAGCCUUGGAGAACCUGACCUAUUGGCUUCCGGUGUAGAGAGGGAACAAAGUGGUAUGUAAAUACUUUUUUUUUUUUUUUAAACACAACUACAAAUAGAAACGUUUAGGCUGCCUCUGCAAUGUGCUCAUGAAAUCCAUAAAUACUGUGGACCAGUGCAACAGAGUGUGACAUUCUUCCAUGCGAUCGUGUUUUGUGCUCCACGGUUGCUGCUGCUCCCAAUGCUACCCUAUUUAUAGAUGCGGAUAUAUUGCAAUGACCAAAGUUAAAGCGUUUCAGCUUCCGCCAACUCUGUAACACAGUUGGGAUUUAAAAACAAUUUUAAAAAUUGAACCUCAGCUGUGAUACAAAGAGGAAACCGAAAUGUUUUGCUGCACAGAGCUAAGCCUGCCUUGACAUUUCAUAUGUCAUUUCAUAUGUUGUUCUGUGUUUGACCGAAUCCUUCUAGGGUCAAAAGCCUGCCUCAGAAGCAGGGGAAACUUUUCAGGCUGAGGGCUGCGUGGGAAAAUGUUGGGAUAGGUGGGUGCAUGCCAGUCAGAAGCGGUGCCAGAGGAAGAAAAACGGGAGGUGUAAAGGCUGUGACUCCUACUUUUGUAUAGUAGGUUAGGUGCCAGCCAGAGAAAAUUCAAGGGUCCUUGCAGGGCAACAUAUAAGAAGCACCACCCCAGUUCAAGAUAUUGGAGAAGGGAAUAGAGCAGGGGUCAGCAACCUUUUUCAGCAGGGGGCCGGUCCACUGUCCCUCAGACCUUGUGGGGGGCCAGACUAUAUUUUGAAAAAAAUAACGAAUUCAUAUGCCCCAUAAAUAACCCAGAGAUGCAUUUUAAAUAAAAGGACACAUUCUACUCAUGUAAAAACAGGCUGAUUCCCAGGCCAUCCACAGGCCGGAUUUAGAAGGCGAUUGGGGCGGAUCUGGCCCCCGGGCCUUAGUUUGCCUACCCAUGGAAUAGGGCUUGGGCUAAGGAGUCUGAGGAAGAGCCAUGGCAUAUGAAGAGUCUUGAAGGCCAUGUCGAAAGGCCUAGAGGAUGCAUUCAGUCCCUGGACCUGAGCUUUUUCCACCCUUGGCACACUUGUAUUUAUUGGUUGGUUUAAAGAUAUCAGUGUUCAAAGUAUAGAUGGGGAGGAGAGAGGCACACAAGCAAGAUCUGCCUCCAGCAUGCCCACGUGUGAUGUCCUUUGCAGUCGUCAAGCUUGGCAGCAGCCUAAAACCGCACAGAUUUUGCUACGUGCCUGUCUAUCUCAAACAGCUUCACAGUCAACUCCUUUAAAACUGGUAGCAGGCUUUCGCACAGUCAAUCACUUCCCUUUCCUGUAGAUUGUCAAAGUGACAGAGCAAAGAUCAAACUAAGGAUAAUAGUGCGGAAUGCUUGCGUGGAAGCUUCCAAUGAACAAUACAUUCCCUGUUCCUGGAAAUGCCAUUCCAUUGCAUCCUGCCCCCCAUAUUCUCAUUAUCUAAUAUUUAUCCCCCAUUCUGUGCCCACUGAGCUCAGGCCUCACUGGGCUUUGAUUGGAGUCACCCCCCUUCAAAAAAAAUAAUCUCCCAGGUAAUAUGGUGGUGCCAUUUUGGACAGAUAACAACUGAUUCUCAAAGAGUUGAGUUUGCUCUUAGUCCCAUAGCAAAUUCAUCUUCCCAUAGUCCUUUCAUAAGGAUGUGAAACCAAGGCUGAAGUCAGUGGCUGUCUAGUUCCUAAGUCCCUGAAAAUUGAAAUUUUUAAAGACUGAAUACUGUUCCUUGUUACGCAUCGUCUCAACAUUGAGGCAGGGAAAUGCUAUAGAUGAGAUAUUUUCUACACAUCAUGCAGAAUGAAGUACUGGCAGUAUGAGUUGGUAGAAUUCUAGACUUUACUAAGAUAGCUGUGGGUGUCACUUUUUGUGAGUGGUCUUCCACCCUGGAUAGAAGGCUACACUGAACGUUCUGAUGUGCAGAAUGUAGUCUUAUUCCAGCAUUAUAAAAAUUGGGGAAAUUCCACAUAGGGGGAGAAGCUCUCAUGGACAAGGACCUUUGCUAUGCCUCCCAUGACCUUCUUUUAGUGUAUCCUCCUUGAACACUAUUGAAUCCCAAUUUUCUAGGGUCCUACAUUGUGUGAUGAGCUUACAUGUGUACUGAUUCAGACUAUCAUCCUUCAAUUCUGAUGGCAAAGGCGGUGGAUUUAUUUCUGAACUCCCCCUCCCCCCAUUUGUGGAAUUUCCCAAUUGCUCUCUUGUUUUGUAGGACUGUUAUGAGAAGAAGAACUGCAGAUUUCUUUGGACAUUGAGAAAUGCUGUUAUGAUAUGAUUGUACAAUGUCUGUCAUGUUGUUUUUGAUUCUGCAAGGAUUUUAGUCUAAAUCUUUUGUUUUUCUCCCAGAGAGAUUCAAUGUGUAUUUGAUGCCAUCCCCUAAUUUAGAUGUGCAUGGGGAAUGUACCUUGCAGAUAACGUUUGAAAAUAUCUGUCUUUGGGACAUCCAGAAUCCCAGAGUAAAGCUCGUCUCUUGGCCUUUAAGUGCCCUCCGACGAUACGGGCGGGACUCAACAUGGUUUACAUUCGAAGCUGGGAGGUGAGUGAAUGAUUUGUAACAAGGCUCCACAAGUUCUCCAGACUCGGGAAUUCUGGGCACCUCCACACCAUACAUUUAUUUAAAGCACUAUGCUGGCACUUUAAACAGCCAUGACUUUCCCCAAAGAAUUAUGGGAACUACCCCAUCCUUAUUUAAAUAGCCCCAGAGCUCAACUUGACCUUUAGCAAUCUGGGGUUGUUUGAAACCCACUCAACCAAGAUCCGCAUGCCUCUGAAUAUACCCAAUUUGACUUGGGGUUCAGGCCUUGGGCAUAUCUAGAGCAGCAUUUCCCAACCUUGGGCCUCCAGCUGUUUUUGGACUACAACUCCCAUAAUCCUCAGCUAGCAAGACCAGUGGUCAGGGAUGAUGGGAAUUGUAGUUCGAAAACAGCUGGAGGCCCAAGGUUGGGAAACACUGAUCUAGAGCAACCACCAUAGAUACAUAUAUUGACUAGAGCUGAAUGCCAGCAGCAUACUAAACAAUGGUUUAAUUGGGGCAUGGGGGUAACAACAGAAAACCUCCACACGGAAAACUGAGCAGCAACAUCAUUCCCUUGUAUGCAACUUGCAUACCUUAGAUCCUUCGUAUAUAUUUUAACUUGAAUGAGUAGAUUGUUGUUUUAUCCACAACGAGAAGACUGAUACUUUGGCUCAAUGUGGAACCAAUUGCAUUUGAUAACUUCUGCCACAAGUAUAGAUGAAAUCUCAGAACGUGUGAUGAUCAUCUUCCAAAUAAUAAAUUAAAAGCGAAAGAAAGGGAGCUGUUCUGCUUUUGUGUCCUCCUUUCCACUGAAUGUUUUUGUAAGGCUUUUAUUCUUAUAUAAAUCUAAGAAAGAAAGAAAGAAAAUAAAUUCUGCCUGCCAAGCCAUUGAAGCUGCUGUGGUUUGGUAUCUAAACUUCUAUAUUAGUUGCAUGCUUAUGAAUAUGCACACAUACUUACAAUGCGUAUAUUUACUUUCUGACUUAACACAUAUUAACAGGGCCACCCCAAGACAUUUUGUUGCCUGAGGCAAAGGACAAGAUGCCCCACUUCAACUGGAUGUUCAUAAACCAAAUGGGCUGACACUUGACUCUUCCUUCAGCCCUCAUGACAGAGCAGUAUCCUGCACCACGCUUGAGGGUAGCAGGCUAGCUUAGGAGUGCAGGAAGAAGUGGCUUACUGGGUGGGGUUGAACUAGCUUCCUGGUUGUUGUUUCUUACUGGGAGGGAGAGAGGAAGGUGGUGGGGAGGUUGGCGUGAGGUAAACGCACUGGCACAGUCAAUCUGGCACCCCUGCCAGUGUGUUUGCACCACCAUCUUGCCUCUAACACUCUGCUUCCCAGUAAGUAACAGCGAUCCACCAGCCAGCAAACUAAUGUAGCAGCUCCACUCCAUCCAGUAAGGCUGUUCUGGAUUCAGGGCAGGCCACGUGGCAUCCCUAGUUCUGUUGGCUUGCUGCCAUGCCCCGCAUCUGACACCUAAGGCAACCUCCUCCUUCUGCCAAACAGUAAUGCCUGGCCCUCCAUGUCAAUCAGCUGCUGUUAUCUCCUCAUGCUGUUACAUUUCUGUGCAGGCAGUACUACAGAUGCAUGCUAAUAAGUCAGUCCGCUCACAUGUGACCCUACUCUGUUCUCUUUCUGGCAGGAUGUGUGACACAGGGGAAGGGCUAUUCAUCUUUCAGACGAGAGAUGGGGAGGCAAUCUAUCAGAAGGUUCACUCGGCAGCUCUGACCAUAGCAGAACAACACGACCACUUAUUACAGAGUGUGAAAAACUCAAUGGUAUGCUUACUGGCCCUGCCUGUCAUCCUCUAGCAGUCAGCGGUAAUGACAUAAAAUCCAUAGGCCACCUUCCUAAGCAUGAGUUCAGAUUGUGAUUUUCAGAUUGCAAACAGAUUUGAGUGUGGGGUUGUCUUCCUCUCCUCCUUGUUAACUCAUUCAAUUUCUUCAUUUUUUCAUGCAUGGGGUUAUCGGACAAGUCUGUAACUAUGGCUGCUUUUCAAUUAACUAGCCUGAUAAGAAAUGGCUCUGCACCAGAUUUGCAGAUUGGUUUAUGGAUUUUGUUUCUUUCUAAGAAGUGAGCAUGUUGUCUAAGUUGCUACAACUGAUCUAAGUCUUGUAGACUAGCACGAGUAAUGUAUCAAAAUGGGGUAGGGUGGUGGGCUUCAGCUUUUGCAUGAAAUGUAAAGUACCUGCUCCUCAUACUUCUUGCUAUUACUUCUAAGUCCCUGAUGCAUUAUUGAAAUGCAAGUUAAAAAGGGUAUAUAAGAAUGACAUCUUCUGUAUCUUCACAUGUGUAGCCCAUGUUCCAUGUGAUCUAUAUGAAUCUCUGACCCUUUUCAAUACUUUAGCUGCCUAGAGUGGCUGGGGCAACCCAGUCAGAUGGAUGGGGUAUAAGUAACAACAACAACAGCAUCAUCCAUAUUUAGUAUCAGAUGCUAGACUAAAUAGUACUUUGGUAUGACUCAGUAGCGUUUAUGUUCUUAUUUCUAUUACCUAUCAGCUUCAGGGCUCUGACCAUCUUAAAUAAAUCUUAUGAUAAAUCGUAUGAGUUUUAUUUCAGCAAUAUUGCUUAAACUGGCAUAAUUUGCAUAGGAACAAGCCUAUUCUUCUGAAGAAAGUUGAUGCACGCAAGCAUCAGGCAAAUGUCACAAUAUAUCAAGCAUUCCCUCAUGCAUGACAGAGGAAAAGGAAAGCCUUUUCUAAGAUGGUGCCUGUCACUCACAAAUGUUAAUAUUAAAAUUAUAUUUCUAGAGAAAGCUGCUACCCAAUUUUGAUUCGCAAAGCCCUAAACAACUUGUUUCUAAGGGAUAGUCUGAACCCUUAUAUCUCAGCUUGAUCAUUGAGAUCACCUGCAGGAGCAUCUUUGGUCCUUCCCAUGUCAGCAAGACUCAUGUUGGAAGGGACACCCCCAGGGUCAUCUAGUCUGACCCCCUGCAAAGCAUUUGAAAACAAGACACUGAGACUUUAGUGUCACCAGUGCAGUCUUGUGGAAUAAUCUGUUCAGCAGGUGUCAUCUGUACUAACUUUUAAACACCUGCUGAAAACCUUUCUAUUCUACCAGGUCUGUGCAGGCAGUUAAGAAUAUUUCCUUCUAUAAUAGUUAACUGAUGUCCGCUUUUAACAUUUUUCAUUUUUUUUUAUUGCAUGGUUUUAUGUUUUAUUGCUGUAAACCACUUUGAUUUUUUUUUUAAAUGACAGUGGUAUAUAAAUAUAUGUAUGUAUGUAUGUAUGUAUGUAUGUAUGUAUAAAUAAAUAAAUACAACUGGGAGCACCUUUUAUAGAAUUAUGGAGUUGGAAGGGACCCCAUGAUCUAUCUAGUCCAGCCCCCUGCAAUGCAGGAAUCUUGGCUCAAGCAUCUGUGAGACAUGGCCUUCCAACCCACGCUUGAAAAGCUCCAAGGAAGGAGAGUCUCACCUAGGAACUCUCUGCCCCUUGACAUUCCUGCUAAAAGCAUUUUUGCUUUGGCAAACCUACCCAGAUACAUCAAGUCAGCAUGCAUUUUAAUAUGUAUUUUUAACAUAUAAUGUAUAUUUGCAACUGCCAAUUCUAUUUAUAUUUUGAAAUGGUUUAGACCUACGUAUUUUUAAUUUCUGACUUCAUUGAUUAUUUUAAUGCAUAUUUUAUAUAAACCACUUGGAGGUUUAUAUAAAAUAAGCAGUAUACAAAUUACGUUGCAUAUAUGAAAAUCUUUUCUUUUGAGCUCCCCCCUUCUAAUUGUUUUUGUCUAGCUGUUCUCUUCUAGCAAGUUUUACAUUCUCUGCAAAUAAAAAUGAUCAUUCCCAUUUUCACUGAAUAGGAGUUAACAGUGAAAUCAAAAUCACGAGGGUUCUGCUUUGAGAAAUGGGGUGGGUUGUGUGUGUGUGUGUGUGUGUGUGUGGUUUUUUUUUUGUGUGUGCAAUGUUUGACAGAGUUCUGCAAUUCCAAAAAUAGAUUCCGAGUUGUUUCCAUGACACUGGAAUGUAGGAUAACAUUACAAGUUCUGUUGAAGCAUAACUUGAGGGACCAUAUUUAUUUAACAUGCUGUGGGCGGAAGCCUCUAUUGUAUGUUCAGUGUUCGUUAGAUUGGUGUGGGUGUUUAAAGAUAACUAGCUGAUUUCAUAUUAAUUCCACCCCACACUUUUAGUCUUUGUCUGAACUUUGAAGAAAUUAGAAGUGAAAUAUGAGACUUAAAUCAAUAUAUCUGGAUAUAAUAACUGACCAAGAGUUAAAUCGCAAAAGGGAAAUGUAAAGAUUCAAAACUGUCCUUUAUUAUAGCUUCCGUUCCCCUCCCAGUGGUACUAAAUUAGUAAAAAUGACAAAGUGCUGCGUGGAUCCCAUCUUUUUAACGGGAACAUGAACUGUACAGUGGUACCUUGGGUUAAGUACUUAAUUCGUUCCGGAGGUCCGUUCUUAACCUGAAACUGUUCUUAACCUGAAGCACCACUUUAGCUAAUGGGGCCUCCUGCUGCCGCUGCGCCGCUGGAGCACAAUUUCUGUUUUCAUCCUGAAGCAAAGUUCUUAACUUGAAGCACUAUUUCUGGGUUAGCGGAGUCUGUAACCUGAAUCAUCUGUAACCUGAAGCGUCUGUAACCCGAGGUACCACCGUACUUGUAAAGAAAAUGCUUUUCUCCAGAUACACUUUUAUCUAAGGGCAGAUCUACACUAUACAUUUAAAGCACAUUCAGUGCACAUUUAAACUAGUUGCCCCUCCCCCAAAGAAUCCUGUGAACUGUAGUUUGUUAAGGGUGCUGAGAAUUGCAGAGUUGUGAUGGGGAAGCUACAGAUCCCCAGAUUCUUUGGGGGAAGAUAUGUGGUUUAAAUACACAUUGAAUGCACUUUAAAUGCAUGGUAUGGAACGCAUUAAGCCAGGCUUACUCAACCUUGGCCCUCCAGAUGUUUUGAGACUACAAUUCCCAUCAUCCCUGACGACUGGUCCUGCUAGCUAGGGAUCAUGGGAGUUGUAGGCCAAAAACAUCUCGAGGGCUGAGGUUGAGGAAACCUGCAUUAAGCGCUUAGGGCAGGUAUUUUAUAAUUGCCUUCUUUUGUUUCCCUUUGGCUGAAGCCUACCACCCUACCCCUUGUGAUAUGCCAUAUGUUAAAUACGGUGUCAAUACUGAACCCCUAAGUAACUUCAAUAUAUUUUUCAUUCAUUGGAUGGGAGGCCAUCUUGGGUUCCAUUAUGGAAGAGAAAUGGGAUACACAUAACUAAACAAUCUUCAGUAUCCCCCCUCUCUCUCUCUCUCUCUCUCUCUCUCUCUCUCUCUCUCUCUCCUGCCCAAAAGCUCUAAAAAUGUUAGCUUUGCAAUACUUCUUUGCUAGAUAGCCUUUUUUCAUAGAACUGCAGUUCCCUGGGGUCCUUAGUGACAAUCACAGGGUUUCUAAACUAUUCUGAAAUUUUAGUCUAGACUUGACCCUUAAGAAAGGUCAAGAAGGCAAAAGGAGGAGAUACCAGCUUCCCCCCCAUAUAUAAAUGCAUGCAUUUAUUGGACAACGCAUUGCAUUUUAUGCUCCUCAGGAGCACAACUCUAAUAAAUACAAUACUUUUCUUUUUUUAGGGGGUUACAGACUGCCUUUUGUGUGUGUUUUCCUGGGUGUCAGAUUCCUUCUUCACUGUGUGUUGAUCUUCAACUCCUUCUGUUGUUUCUCUCUAUUCUGCCUAGUAUUUCUCACCAUGCAACACCAGCUUCUGUUGGUCUCCUUUCUGAAUGAAAGAAAUCUAGCGUGCUAUUUCCCUUGUGAUCAUAUUCAUCCAAGGCCCAUUUCCCCCUUCUGCAAGGCAGAAUAGGGGUUACAGUCUUAAUCAUCAGAAUCACAAUACAGUCAUACAUUGGUUUUCGGACAGCUUAGUUCUUGAACCUUUUGGCUUCCGAACAUUGCAAACCCAGAAGCGAGUGUUCCGGUUUGUGAACUAUUUUUGGAAGCCAAACAUCCGACAGGGCUUCCAUGGCUUCCGAUUGGCUGAAGGAACUUCCUGCAGCCAAUCAGCUUUGGUUUCCAGAUGUUUUGGAAGUCGAAUGGACUUCUGGAAUGGAUUCCGCUCGACUUCCAAGGUAUGACUGUAUUCAGACAUAUUUGUUACUUUCUCUAUCUCUAUCAUAGAAGAAGAAUUGUAGAGUUGGAAGACACCAGGGACUCAUUUAGUCCUACCCCCUGCAAUGCAGGAAUCUUUUGCCCAGCAUGGAGCUUGAACCCAUGACCCUUAGGUUAGGAGUCUCAUGGUCUAUCAGCUGAGCUAUCCAAACUUUUUAUAUAACUAAGUCACAUAAAAAGCAAUGGUAGCAGUGUUUGUGCAUAAGAGAGAUAAAAAAAAAAAUGAGUCUUGAAAUCCAUAUUUGGGCAGUGUCUUUACUUGGGAAUAACGGAAGUGUCACAAAAUAGUGGCAAGUCAUAUUUUGCAAAAUGCUCCUUUUGCAGUAACACAUUCCCGAGCUAAAGUUUCUAUAAGCUCAAGCUAGGUUUUAACGCAACAUUUUCAUGAUUGAAUUAUAUCGCCAUAUGUUUAUCUCAAGGUCCGUUGCCUUUUCUUUCAGCUACAGAUGAAAAUGAGUGACCGGGCUGUUUCCCUCAGCACCAUGGUCCCCUUGCCCCGCAGUGCAUAUUGGCAGCACAUCACACGGCAACACAGCACUGGGCAGCUUUUUGGCUUACAAGGUAGGAAGCUGAUGGAAUAACGGUUGAGGCCUUCUUUCAUUAAUAAGUACUAUAUCACGUGUAUCACCAAACGAUGGUUUGGUAUGCCAGGAAUGGGCUUGCAUGCUUCCUCCUUCCCUCACAUGCUCUGAUUCUCUUCCUGUCUUCCCAUGUCAAACUAUGGUUUGUGCUCACUCUGCAAACCAGGGUUUCCAGCUUGAGGCUGAAGGACAAGCACAAACUACAGUUUGCCAAUUUGGUUGUAGUAACAAACUCUCGUUCGCUGUCAACCAGGAGGUUCAGGAGACAAGUGGAAAGGGCAAAAGGAAGAAAUGAAGAAAAAGAGGGAGCAGAUGAGCCCAAGGUUUGCUAGUGUAGUGUCAUGGCCAUGUGUGAGCCAACAGUGAUCAGUUUAUCAGAAGACAUUUCCCCACUGAAAAGACAGAUGGAUGCCAUCAGUCCUUGGGUGAUAUUUCCCUCAUACUGUCUAGCCUUCACAUCAAUAUUUUCUGGGCUAUUGGCCAAAUAUUUGCCAGGAUUGUUGUUAGAAGAACAGCCACUUCCCUCCUCUUCUAUAGUUAUUCUGGACAUUUUGCAAAAGUGCUGCGAACUAUACCUCAUAUCUCCUCACAUAUGAUCACAGGAAAUUUUAUAAUAAAGUUUUUAAUUAUCCUCCCCUGCUAAACAUGGCAGAUGUGUGUGUGUGGAGGGGGCAUAUAUAUGCAUCUAAUCAUUGGACAGCAUGUUAAAUGUGUUUUCUUAUGAUCUCUGAGGGACAUCUAGUGGCCAGGAUAAGUACAUUCACUAAUGUUCAAUAUAACAUUUCAUUGCCUGAAUCUGGAAAGGUGGCUGCUCAUACCUUCAGCUGAAGUUCCUGUGGCUGCUUCAUGUUUCUAAAUUCAAAUCCUGAGAAUCUAGGGAGGAAGGAGUCUUGAAAAUGCCCAUCUUUGCUCAGCCGUGUAUACCUGAAGGUUGAUCCCAGUUUUUAAGCACAUAAAAUGAAUCAAAAUAUUCCCAAUAUGUGAUAAUUAAACUAUAGGGAUUUCUCCUCCUCCUUUUAUGUUUGAAGAAGAGUCUUUUAUCUGGAAUGUGCAGUGGGCAAAAUAAUAAAGUUUUGAUCUGUGUGAGGAUCAGCUGUGGGGGCCGUUCUUGGCAACGUAUUUGGAACAGCAAAAGAACAUACGAAAAUGUGGGAGAAAAUUAACAGAUCAAUGGAAAUUGGACUUAAUCUAAUAGGAAUCCCAAACCUAGUUUGAGAGUAUUCAGACCAGAAGUUAUUUGAGCCACAUUCAGCUAAGCAUGAACAGGGCUAGGUAGAUUUCUAGGGUUAAAAACUGGGCAAAGCCAAGCCUUAUCUGAAGUGGAAGGCAAGGUGUGAAAUGGAAUUAUGUAAGAUGGCAGCAGGUGCAGGAAGGAGAAGCUGGCCUGGUCAACAGGAAUAAGGACACACUAGGAUUAAUUGAUGCUGAAAAGCAUCAAAAAUCCAUUGUGCAAAAAGGACAGGGAAGAAGAAGAGGAAGAGUUUGGAUUUGAUAUCCCGCUUUAUCACUACUCUAAGGAGUCUCAAAGCGGCUAACAUUCUCCUUUCCCUUCCUCCCCCACAACAAACACUCUGUGAGGUGAGUGGGGCUGAGAGACUUCAGAGACGUGUGACUAGCCCAAGGUCACCCAGCAGCUGCCUAUGGAGGAGCGGGGAAGCGAACCCAGUUCACCAGAUUACGAGUCCACCGUUCUUAACCACUACACCACAGGGCUCUUCCUGAGUCCCAAUUGACUGAGAAAAAGUUAGGCUGGGGUUUACCUUCUGUUGGUUGUUUUUACUGCUUUUAAAGGCGAUAUAUAUAUAUAUAUAACUGUCCUGCUAUCUGUGGGCCUCCAGCUCCCAUCAUCCCUGAUCACUGGCCUUGCUGUCUGGGGCUGAUGGGAGUUGGAGUCCAACAACAACUGGAACACCACAUAUUCCCCACCCAUGUAUUAGACAUUACAUGUAUGAUAGUUGGACUGAUAUGAUUUUUUUUCCCUCCACCCCCUGAUCCGAUUUGGAGAAGAUAGUCCACUGAAGAUCCAUCGGACAGAGACUUUCCCCACCUAUCGGUCAGAGCACUGAUAAAAGAAAGCCGAGGACAUUUGAAAUGUGUGCUCCUUGAGAUAGACUGCUCCAGCAAAGAGGCUUUCAUUGACAAUUGGCCAACAAUAAUGAUGCUGACAGAAGAAACAAAGACUGGAUUAAGACUGCGAUGUUAUUUUUUAACCUUCAACCAAAAGAUAUACAUCUUAGAGAUAAUAUUGGAAAGUUGCUAUAUUUCAUAGUUACAUCCAGAAGAAAAGAAGCUGUCUUUUGGUGUGUGAUUAUUAUUAUCUUUGGAAUAUAAUUGAUAUCUGUUCAUGAUUUGUCCUAUGCUAUCAGUUGGUCAAGAUUCAUUUUGAUGGUAUCUUAGAUAAUGUAGUUUACAUGUAUAAACUACAUGACAUAUUUGUAUAUUUUUCUUUAACUUCAGUGUCCUGAUUCAUCACUGAGCAUAGCAAUUUUCAGAAUGGUGACCAGUUUUUUGGAACUGGAAUCUGUUGUCCCUGUCUAUUAAAGUCUGAUUAAGACUAAUCUAAGUUAUCAG
Podarcis lilfordi (Lilford's wall lizard) is the source of this 57206-nucleotide messenger RNA. Lineage: Eukaryota; Metazoa; Chordata; Lepidosauria; Squamata; Lacertidae. The record is from the annotation of a GenBank genome assembly.